This is a messenger RNA of Porites evermanni, 47048 nucleotides long. NCBI's taxonomy places the organism in Eukaryota, Metazoa, Cnidaria, Anthozoa, Scleractinia, Poritidae. The record is from the annotation of a GenBank genome assembly.
UAAAAAUGGCGGUAAAGUGACCUCAACAUAUAUCUUGUUUAUUUUCAGGAAAAAUUAGUUUUCUUUUCCUCGAAGUAGGAAAAAUGAGUGAAUUCAGAAUACACCAUCAUGUCUCAGAGCUUUUGAGCUUAUUAGGGUAAGUAGAACGGGGUUAAUAUCCCAUCAAAUAUUUCAAAUAUACCUAAAGUCCUAAGCUUAAAACUGACCGUCAUCGCAGAGCAAUGAUAAACAACUGCUUUCUGCUUUCUACAUGCAUACCCAUUUAUUUUAACCUCUACGUACCUUACAUCAAAGGUAGGUCGCAGGUUUUUUUGUGAUUUUUACUCGGUAUAUGCAGUUCCUGUUUUAUUUAACAUAGUUUCAGUUUCUUGAUUUAUUACCAGGAAAAGGCAGUGUCAAUAUUAGUUCAUAAUUUUGGAAGCAAACAUUUAACCUUGAAGAAUUGCCUUUCAAGUUGAAGUUUUUGUAAAAUCGUCUUAAUUUUCUAAACUCAAAGUACACAAUUAUUCCCCCGAAGGAGGUGAACAAUUUGUGCUGUGAACCCCCUGGCAAGCAGCACACUACAUGUAAUCUUUGGGUUUCCUGUGGUUCCUUGGGUGUUCUGUUGCUGUUAAGGCAUUACAAUCUCUUUUUUAUUUGUUAGGAUAAUUUUUAGCUGAACAACCAUUGGUAUAACUUAUUUGCAAAUUGGCCCAAGGCCCAGUUCUUGCACCGAACUUAAUAUGUAUUUGUGACCCUCCACAGGAAUUUGAUGCUAAAGGUGAAAGCACGCUCACGACACGCUUGCAUGACAAGCGUAGUGUGCCGUAGAUCACGGAUAUGCGCAUAUUAAAUUGAAAAAACAAAGACGGACACACUUGCCUUUGUUUUGGUAAAUUUAACAUGCUAGACCUUUUGUUUUUUUGUAGUGUGCCAUAUGUCACGGUAAGUGUUCGAAUUAUAGCACGCUUAGCAUGCAAUUUGGGUAAGACACGCUGAACACGCUUGAUUACUAAAACUGCUAAGAUGAUAAAAAUGGCUUGGGUUUUCAGCGGAUUUAAUCAGCAUUGAUAACUGGUGGAAGUGAAUCAAAUAUACCAAUUGAGACUGUUUUGGAAUUUGAUUGUAACCGUAGCCAUUUGAAAAUCACCACUUAAUGGUCGUCUAGCCUGGAAUUAACGCAACAUCAGUGUAAAUCAAUUCCUCCGGCUGUCAGCUGUUGACCGGAAUCUCAAAAAGGCCUGCUAUUGCAUGCAAGGCACUGAAGUUAUGUCGCCUGAAAAUUAUAGUUAUGCCACCGGAAUAUUUAUUAGCAGAUAUAUUAUUUUCAGAGGGAGAAUUGGCCAACAGCAACACGGCAGGAACUUUUGGCUUCGAAAAGCUUAAUGAAGAAAAGAUGCGAUUUCUGUCAUCAAUCUUGCACCAUAAGUUUGAUUCGCCCUCAUUUAUGGAAUAAUGGGAUAAUGUUCAUACAAAAAUAAACACUAAGUGUAGAGGGAAAAGAAGAACAGUCGUAAAAAGGCUUCAAAGGCAAAUUUAAGGUUAAUUAAGAAUUUUCUGAGAUAAGGUCAUUUAUUUUUUUCCGUGAAGUUAAGAUUUGUAAUACUUAGUGUACCUAUCUUUCUCUUUCAUGGCAUUUGUUUUUUUCUCAUGAUGCAAUGUAAUAGGAAAGCGACAUGGUAAUUUUUCACUCUAAGGUUAGCAUUUUGUAGACUAUUUCUUUAGAAAUUAGUUUCUGUGUAAAAAUUUGGUUGUAAAUAUAAAAGCGACUGUUUUUUUUAUGUCUUAUCUUAAAUUCUGCUUUGUUUUAAUUUCGUCCUCAAGGCACUACCAAGUUUCAGGAGGUGACAAAUCCACUCGUGCAUCAACGUAAAAUAGGCAUUUAAAAGAGGCAGUAAACUAGCGCGACAUAAUAAAAAAUUAUUUUCAUGCCGAGAAAGUGACUUAAGUCCGAAAGAUCACUGUUUCUGAGAAAAUUGCAAAUGUGUUUUAAAUUAAGGAAAGUUAAGAUAACCUUUGCACAGCUUCGUCAGUAAACAUAUUCCGGAAAGAACUUUGAUUUUGCAAUGCUAAUAAAGUUCUACCCAUAAAUCCAGUAGGUCCCAUCGUUCACUGUUUAUACUUUUCAAGCGACAACGUUUUUUCAAUCAGAUACUAUCGCUGCGAUCGCUGAGGUAGAACUCUUUCUUCCUCGAUAGUGACCAAAAAGGGGUGCUGUUCAUAAUCAUUUACGGUUCUUUUGUAGACGAAAUUUUUUUAGCUUAUAGAUAACACGCCUUGCGUGCUUUUGCGCACACUGAAAGCGUGUUGUGUUUUUUUCGCACAGAGCUUUUGUUCGAAAACUUUAAUACGCUCUUUUGUUCAACUUGCUCACGCUUAAUUGUCUCAAGCAUGUCCACUGAAACAAAAGAAAUUGCUAAUGAUGCAAGAUUGCAAGCGUGCUAAAGCAUGUUAAAAUAAAUUCUUUUGUUUUAAAGUGAAAGCGUGUGGUGCGCGUGCUUUCACCUUUAGCAUUAAAAUCCUGUGGAGGGUCACAUUUAGGUUGACCCAAAUAAGACAAGUUUGACAUGGGUACCGUUGAUUCGGACAUCAAACUUAUAGUCAGACUCAAUUCAUUUUCAUGAUGUACAAUGGUCUACAUUGCUUACUAGUGAAAAUUAGUUAUAGUGAUUUAUGCACUAGAUUCGGCACUUGAAAAGUUCAACAUUUGAAACAGUCUCUCCAAAGUCAAAAUUCCCAUGUGGGUCGGCCACUCAAAAGUAAUUCAUGGGUCAGUUCCUAAAUUAGGUAUAUCAGACUUAUAUAUAAUUGAUUUAAACAUUGAUGAACUUAAUUGAAAGGAUUAGGUCCACUACAUGAAAAGUUUGACAUUUGAACUGCAAAAAACACUCUCGUGAUUUUUUUAUGUUUCAAUUCUGUUAAUGCCAGCUAGCUUACUCACUGAAAUGCAAUAGAUAGUGAAUAUGUUAGCCAAUUAGAGUGCUGAAUUUGUGAUAUUAUGCCAGUUUGUUUCUAGUAUUAUUGAUUUUAAUGGUAUACAAACAACUUGAUAUGUGUCAAUUCUGUCAAGUUUGCAGAUAAUCUGAUUUAUGUUCGAAAUGCAUGACUGAUACUCUGUCCUGUCCUUCAAGUUUGUAUAACUCUCGCAUUCAAAGCAUAGUAUACUUGUUGGUUUCCACUAUCAUUGAUUAUGGUGGAACAUAAACAACUUGACAUGUGUCAAUUCCAUCAUGUUUGCUAAUUUGCAGAUAAUUUGAUUUAUCAUUCGAUGCAAGCGUUUCUUCCUUUUCAUUGACCAGAGCCCACCACGUGACCUGCAAAUAACUGCCUAUAAAUAAUGGUCUGCUCAUGUGCAAUGUCAUUCAACUGUUUUUGGCUGCAAAUACUAUUCUGCUCAUGCAUAAAUGAAACCACGCUUUUCUCCUUCUUGCGAUUGCUCUUGCAUGAAAAUGGCAGAUUGCUUCGCUUCCUGAAGAUAUUCCUUAAAAAACAACCUCAGUGAUCGAAUGAUAAAACAAUGUUAUUAUUGAACUUGGUUAUCGCAAAAUAUCAUGAUUUGUCAGUGUCGCGCAGAUCAAUUAUUUAAUAAUUUUGAUCUGCUCGCCACUGACGAAUCACAAUACCGUAAAAUUCCGAAAAUAAGCCCCUCCAUGUAUAAGCCCCUUAUAAGCCCCCCGAACCGGUAACGCAAAAACCCCUCCGUUAAAUCGCCUCUCCAAAUAUAAGCCCCUCGGUGGCUUGUACUUGGAAAAUUACCCUCAGAUACAAAAGCUUACAAAGUAAAACAAAGCAAAAACGAUAAAUUUACUUUCAACUAUAAGGUUAGCCCGAUCAAUUUUGAAACUUAAUUUUCCUUCCGUAGAUAAGCCCCUCCAAAUAUAAGCCCCCCCAAAAAUAAGCCCCUCAAAAAGGGCUUUUGAAAAAUACAAGACCCGGGGCUUAUUUUCGGAAUUUUACGGUAUUUUGCUCAACCUCGUCCAAUAAUUGCUAAUUAUGUCAUACAGCUGUAAAUGCAUGUCUGAUAACUUGUACACUGUCCAAUCCUUGCAUAUUUCAAAGCACAGCACACCUUAUUAAUUCAAUUCUUUUCAAAUGUAUUUUUAUUACAAACUUUAUUGACAAAAGGUUUAUGAUCUAUAAGUUUCUAACCUAAUACAGUGGUUUUUUUUUUCAGAGCAAGCACAGGGGAUGGCCCAGAAGUGUAUGCUGAGAUACUCACAAAGAAUUUGACUCCUUAUGUUACAACCCAGGUUAACAUAUUAUGUGUUUUGUAGCUUUAUCUCUAGCACAUUGGGCCAGCAGAAAACCUGAAACUGCAUUUAAAUAACAACUAGUUUUGCAGUUUUUACUACUAGCCUGAAUUUCAGCCGUCUUCUCGAUUUGCAAACUCCUGAGAGAGACGUCUGGAUUAACAAAUAAAUGAUACCUUCCAGUGACGUAACGAAUCACUGCCCAAAAAUCAGGUGGUGAUUUUGAUUGCUUGUUUGGAUAUUCCCAUUAUUAUGUGUAAUUUUGAGAAAUUUUAGCAGGAACGCAUUUCAUGGAGUUCAAAUUUUUUACAAUCUGCAUUGUAAACAGGAAAAUCUACUUUCCACUUCUUCAAACUGUAACUUGUUAAAUUUACUUAUAGAUGAAGAUUCGGUAUGGAAAGAUGGUAGAUUUUCAGUUAACGCCGUAUUGUAGUUUUGGCAGUGAUGUUUUUGAAGGGCCACAGCAGUUUAUCAACCUUGUUUUGAACUUGCAAAAUCUGAAAUCUUCAAUUUCUUGUCAUUUCCACUGUCAAGUGUAAUGAUUCUAUUGAUUUUUCUUCCUUUACUGGCAUCCUUUGUUAAAAGGCCCAAAGGAGCUCUGCAUUGUAUGUCCAGUCAUGUAGCUGAUAGUUUGAACAUUGAACAAGAGUUACAAUACAUGUAAAACAAUACAAACAGCUCUGUACCCUGUGCACCUUAUCCUGGCUAUAUUUAUUCUUUGUUUAUGGCUUAUUUACAUAUUACAUACCUGUUUGCAUGAAUUAAACAAAAGAGUAGUGGCAUUCUUGGAUGAGUGUGAGACUGGCUCAGUGGUGUUUGUGCAUUGUGGAUUUUUUUAGGGAAGCCAUCUCUUCUUUUGUUAGCUAUUUUGCAGUUGCACUUAACAUUAUGGUUUAUGCAUCAGCAUGCGUAUGUCAAGAUAUGAAGCACCCAGGAAGAUUGGAAAGCUCGAAAGAGAUGUAAGAGUUGCUCAAGGUGCCGCUGAGAUCAACUCUAGUCUCUUGAGUGCUCUCGAGCUCCAAACUCCGCAGGUGCUUCAUAUUUCAAUAUACGCACAGCUGAAGCAUGAACCAAUUCAUUUAUAACAUUUUCAAUGCGAUCAACGCAACAGUAACGUAGAAUUUUAUUAUUAUCAUAGGGGGCACUCAAAGCAGUACAUUUCAAUGUAUUCUAAUCCAUUUUCAGUUUGCCAAACUUUUUUAUGUAAACACCAUUUAUGUAAACACCAUUUAUCGUGCAUAGUUUCACGAAAGCUUAUGGCGUAGACUAUAAAAUCAUUUGUCUUCUUAAAGUAACCGACUAAGGAAAGAUCUGGAGGUCCGAAGAUUUCCAAAACCACAGUGUAAAUUAGACUUUGUUUAAAUAACUAUUAAAUAAUGUAAUAGUUGUGGUCAGUGGUUUUCGUUGUGAAUGCUUUCUUCCAAAUUCCUUCUUCCCCUUUGCGUGAAAAGCGGAAAGAGGUUGAAAAUGAAGAGAAAAAUAUUGAUGGCCUGCAAAAAAAGCUAAAGCGAAUGUAAAAAUCACUUGUUUCUCAUUAAUAAAAGGUCAGUGAAAACAUAGUUAGUAGAACUAUGGUGAAAAGUCGGAAUUUUUAACCUUCUGAUAAGUGGCAACCCUGAUUAAUAUAGUUCUGCCAUUGUGAGAACUUUAAACUCAGUGAAGUAACAACAGUAAAAGUAAUUCCAAAAGUGUAGUUUCAGGUAUUCUGCUGGUUUGGCGUGAUGAAAUUUAGUAGGUAGGCACGUUAAAAUAAGUUGAAGUCGUUAUUUAGGGACCUUGUUGAGGCCUCUAAUGUAAUAAAUGACCCUAAAUGUAAUGAAGGUCUAAGUGUAAUAACUUUUGGCCCCAAAUGUAAUAAAGGUCUUAAGUGUAAUACCUUUUGGCCCUAAAUGUAACAAAGGUCCUAAAUGUAAUAACUUUUGACCCUAAAUGUAAUAAAGGUCCUAAGUGUAAUUUUUUCAGUUCUUUAUAUGCUAAGGGUCAUAAGAAGAUUUCACAGCGUUUGCUUUUAGCCUUAUUACAGGUUAACUGAGUACCAAAAUGUGUCUAGGGAAUAUCAAACAUUAAAUACCCCAGGCAGAACCCCUAUAUAGCCAUUUGACUAACAACUUAUUAUUAUUAUUGCUAUCAUUAUCACUGUUAUUUUUAUUGUCAUUAUUAACUGAAAAGAAUGUUUAAUCGAAGGGAUUUGUAAAAUUAAUAGUCCUUUGACCGAAUACUGAUUAGCUGUAAAUAAGUUUUAACAGUUAGCAUUGUUAUCAAUAAUACCUCUUUAACGACGACUUGAAAACAGAGGUCCAUGAUAUGAAGAAAAUUUUUUAAGAACUCUUUAAUGUCAAAAAGGACUGACGUAUCUUAAAACUUAUGUAACAAAACAAAAGAGCCUCGUUUAUUAUAGCAAAUUUUCUCCAGAAACUGUACCUUCAUCCAUUGGAUUGAACUAAAAAAUCUGUUUCAUAGGCAAAGGCCAAAAAUGUCAAAAUUGCAGCUUGCAGUACCACCAUGAUUUCUAAUCUGGGUCAAUAACACAACAUCAGCUAAACUGUUUUUACUUUGUCUGUUAACAAAUAAGUGCAAGUAAGUGUACUUUAAUUAUUGCUCCCUCGUCCUUCUUUCCACCAUGCAUUGGUAACAUAAAACCAAGUUCCAACCUCAGCAAACAACAGCUCAACCCAGGCAUUUAUCCACCUGGGGCUGGCUAUUAUCUCUCUAAGAGCCAGCACAAAUCCACUGUAUGGAACAAAUUCUUUGCUUAACUUACGCAAGCUGAAACAGCCAUUUCGCGCAGUGUCGCGAUGGUUGUAGCUUAUUCGUGGUAGCCGACAAAUAUAACGGAUUGUGAGUUCUUUAAAGGGUUCACCAAGCUGGCAAAGGGAAUUAGAGCGGUUUUCACUUGACUGUCGAAAGUAAUUGAGGAAUUGGUUUGGUUUUGGUUUUACUACGCCCUUUGGUUGGCUAGUGUAUUUACUUUGGUUUUGGUUUUACGACAGUCAAGUGAAAACCGCUCUAUAGGUGAUAAUACUUAUGUCAGUUCCGGUUAACGCUAAGUCUAUUAUUUUGUCGAGUAUUUCAUUUGGAAGUUAACUGGUUGGACCACCAUUAUCAUCACAACCACCAUGAUAUAACUUACAGUGUUCACAGCAUUCUGUAUGGACCGACCGACAUACUCUUUUGGAAUAUGAUAAAAAAAAAACAUUAUUGUUUUGGCGCAACAUUAAAAAACCCCAUAGGCAAAAGUGGUUAAUUUACUACGAUUGUUUCUAAUGAACAUUCAUACUUCCUUCAAUUGCUAAAUUACUGCUGUAUUUUGAAAACUUUUGUGUAGAUUCCAUUUGCUUAUAACUCGCAUUUCACGAUGUAGGGAUGUGUAGUAGGAAACAUGAUCGAGACGUAAUUAAUUUAUACGUGUUUCUCCUACUUCUUGAGCGCUCUAGCCGCUUUCUAAGUUAAUGAAUAUCCAUGAAGACUACAACAGGGUGAAGAAAGUGAAUCGCCAGCUGGCUAUAUCGCAUCAGACCGUCGCAUGUUUCAGUCAGGGACUUUAUCACAUUUGGGGCUGUUAUACUACAUACAUGUAUACUGCUAAGACUUCCAUUAUAUUUAGGGCUAAAACCUAUUACACAUAUAAUUAGACCCUUUAUUAUAUUUAGGGCCAAAAGUUAUUACAUUUAGGACCUUUAUUACAUUUAGGGCCAAACGUUUUUACACUUAGGACCUUUAUUACAUUUAGGGUCAUUUAUUACAUUUGAGGCCUCAACAACCUUAUGUUCCGACAACAGCAACGUCCAUGAAAAUGCCUAUAAAAAUAGACUUCAUAUCCUCUCAAACUAUAUCAAGAUUAUCUUAAGUCACCUUGUUACUUAAAAGAGGGAAUUUAGGUUGGAGCUGAAGAGAAGGCACUGAGUCCAAGUUGAUAGAGAGAUGGUAGAAUUUAUCGCCUUGCCAUUCCUGUUCUCAAGUAAACUUAAAAUUUGGUCAUUUUAUGUUGUAGUUGCGCAGGGCUGGCAAAGAAAUUUAAGAAAAAGCAUGUGCAGAGUCAUUGCUUUGCUCAUUAGACAUAAUGGUUUUUUGACAUUCCCGUUGCCGUCACUGUCAUAGUUUUGUUUUGAUUAAUCCUAAUCAAUGAACUUCACGUUAUGAUACCCACUCAAGGUCUGGACCAGGAUAACUUGACUGGAAAUUGAAUAGUACCGUAAAUACAGUAUACAUAGCAAUUAUGUCCAAUGAAUGAAAAUAAUUAUUGAUUUUCCUCUCAUCAUCUGUCCAGGUCUCAGCCCAUGCAGCUAAACGAAAAAUUGCUGAAACAAGUACUACACCAAGGGACUUUUUAAAGAAAUAUGACGAACUGAAGUCUAAAAAGUUGAGUUGUCCUCAAUAUUUACAUUUUUAGAUCAAACACGUAUUUACAAGGUGCUUGUGGAGGGGUUGUUGUUGACGUCAUCAGCUGUUUUCUUGUAAACUUAAGUACAAUGUUUGUUUGUUGAUGUCAAUGUAAAGCAUAAGUAGAAUUUUUUAACAGUGUGUAUUUGUUUACUUGCAGUGUGAGGGAACUUGAUCCAUUGGUUUACAUGCUGUCUCGACUGGCCGAGGAUAAGCAGGUUUGAAUUUUUUGUAUUCAAGUCUCAAUUGGAAAGCUUGCAAGCUUUGUCUUUAAUAGAUUUGGCAAGGUAAAUUAAUGUGUAAAUGUAAAUGUUGUGUCUGGUAACAUUACCAUUAUGUCCCCAUGCCGUUUUACAUGCACUUAACAGCAGCAAAAUGUCUUAAGGUGGCACAACCAGUAUUUUUGUAGGCAUACCUUUCCCCUUUGGACCUCUUAUAACUAAACAUGGGUUACACAUAGACUGAACUUAAUUACGGUUGGAAUGAUCACUUGACAAUGACGUCACUAUGGUUUUAGCUCUUAAUCACAUUGCAGCCCUUAUUUGCUGUGUACAAUUUGAACUGGGUGCUUUCCAUCUGCCGUGUGAAUUUUCACAAAAAAUUUGUAAGAGGAAUCUUGAGAUAUCGUUGAAUUUCUACUUGAAAGCUAUGAUUUAUGCAUAAACUCAAUAUUGGACUUUAUGCAACCAUUUGGAUGUUUCUGGAAAGUUUUAUUGAAUUGGUGUUUAAAUCAAAAUUCAUCACAGUAAUAAGAAUUACUGUCAGUGAAUACUUCCCUCCCUUCAUACUCUUUAAACCUGGCCUAGCUAUAUUAGCAGCUGCUUCUUGAAGCCAAUCAAGUGUAAAAGGUGUUUUCCUAAAUAAAGUUACAGUUAAGUGAAGUUAUGUUGUUACAGAUGUUGACAUUCCUUGAAAAGAACACCAAAGAUCGAUCCAGGGCACGUGUAGGUGCUCUAGCCAGUGGGUCCAAGACUAGUGCAAUAGCUGCUGCCGAGGCUGUACUGGAUAGCGUACCUGCAUCAGGAACUAUGACCCAACUUGAAGUUAAUGAAGUAAGUAUGUCUUACAUGUAUAAGUAAGACCAGCAGCUUCACUUUCUGCUACACAGGUAUCCUCCUUUUUUUAUUGAAUAUUAGAAGUACACAAUUGCAGUCUGUGUUCACUUUAACCCAUUCGCCCGUGAACCACCCGUAACCGCCCGUGCGGAUCCACGUCCUUUCUACCCUUUGUGACGUCAUCAGUUUUAACGGUCAAGGACAACUUUGUCCGCUAGCUUGUGCAGAGUGAAGAGAUCUUUCAAACCAUACCAGAAUGAGCACAAUUCAGUCAAGGACACCAGAGAAAGAGGCAAAAAACCAUGUAACAUUGACCUGAAAAUCUCCAUGAAAAUCUUGUUCCAUUGCCCACCUACCUUUCCUUUCACCUAAUCCUAAGAUCCUAAAAGCUCUCCUAAAAACUAUUCCCACCAAAAUGAAGCCUACUAAAUGCCCAGCAAUAGAAAAAAAAUGAGGCAAGAAAAGCGAAAAAACAGGGGAGGAGAGAAAGCGAAAAGUAAAAGUCAAGACUGCUAUGUCACUUUUAAGCCCAAAAAUAUGUCGAAAUUUUGCUUUCUGCGCAUGCCCGAACUUCGCAAGCUGAUAUUUUGCAUCUGGAUCAGAAGGCCAUCAAGUGUACGACCUGUAAACCGGUUUGUGGUAAGUUUUAGCUCUUUAUAGCACGACAGUGACCAGAAAACCACUCGACUAGCUUCAAAAUGCGUUUUUCGGCAAAAUCUCCAGGAGGGAAUGGGUUAAUGUACCUUGUAACACAUGCUUGCAUUCAGGUCAAAAGUUUUAAACCUAGGUUGAUUCUCAAUUUCCUUUGUCUGGUAGCCCUAAUUCAUGAAUGAUUAGGGCUAGGAGAUAAAGGAAAUUGAGAAUCAACCUAAUUAAAGACUUUUAACCUGAAUUUAAUCUUGACCUGUAACUUAUACAUUGCUAACCUAAGGAAUCUUAGAACCAUUGAUGUGGUUUAAUUUUACAUUGUUGAGUUCUCUGAUUAGCUUCUUUAUUAGAACAGGUCAUCAACUGAGGAGCGACUGCACAUGAAAGGAAAUCUAAUACAAGACCUACACGUGUUUGGUGUCUUAUUACGUAACAUCCUUCCUUCUCUAAGAGGAAUGAUGAAUAAAUGAAUCAGCUAAGCCAUAUCAAGUGACAAAACAAAAACAAAGAUAAAUGACAAAUCGAAGCUUAACUGCAACUUAAGGGAAAAAAAGAGAAAUUGUUUAUAGUCAUGUCCUUAUUCUCAGUAUCUGUCUCUUGCUUUCAAUGUUUGUGGAGUGAGGGUUUACAGCUCAGUUUCUUAUAAUGUAUUAGUCCUUCAAGUAUGCUGGCUCACGGACCACUCUCCUGGGUCUGGUUUCAGUCGGCACUGACACGGAUGUCGGCCUGAAUGAUUUGUUAUGGCGUCCCAGCUCCGGUUUCUUGCUACGUGGUGGUGCAGUUGUCGCUUGUGUAGAACAAGAUUUCUGGUCGUUAGACGGUGACAUAAUUGAUAAAGGUUGGCUGGCAUAUGGGUCGGGGGUUUUGACAGCCAUUUCCUGAGUCGACUUCAGGUCUUUUGAUGCUACCGGUAUCUGGGUGGUUCAUUUCUUGUGUCUUUUGAAGAUCCACUCUGUCUUGCUUGUAGGAUGCAUCUUCUGUCGCAAUCAGGUAUUAUUGUUCAUCCAGUCUUUUUGCCACCAUUGCUUUGUCCCAUGUCUUCUCAUUCAGUGUUUAUGGUCUCAUGCGUACAACAUCUCCUUCUUGUAGUGGGGUAGGUCUCUUUUCUGUUGUAGUAGUGCUCUUACUUUUGUUGACACAUUUUGAUUCGCUUGUUGAUGUCUUCUGUGUUGACAUGCUGUGGUUUGAGGAGUUCAGCUGUUAUGGGCAGUUGGUUUUUGGUGGGUCUUCCCAGCAGUCUUUGCGCUGGACUCGAAUCCAUAUGUAUUUUGUAGCGGUGUUUCGUGCUGCAAGUAUUGCAAGGAAGGGGUCACUUUAGCUUUUCUUUGCCUUCCUGAGGAUGCUCUUGGCCGUCUUGACAGCAGAUUCAGCCUGACUAUUUGCUUGUUGAUGACCAGGACUGCUCGUCUUGUGCUCAAAGCCCCAUUCUCUUCCGAACUGAGUGAACUCUGAAGAGGUGAAUUGUGGUCCAAGAUGCUGGAUUGUAGAUGAUGUUGAUGUCAAAUCUCUGAAUCUUGCAAAACAUCCCUUGUAGUCUUUUGAGUGCAGAUCUUAACGGCUUUUUGGCAAUGGCCUCCAAGGGUUUGUGGCCGCUCUUGAUUGUGACAGGUCUGCCAUAUGUAUAUUGCUCGAACUUGUCUAGUGCAAAGACCACAGCGAGAAGUUCCUUUUCAAUCUGCACAUAUCUGGAUUCUGUGUGUGUGAGGGCAUGGCUUGCAAAAGCCACAGGCGGAGCUUUCUGUAGUACUGCUGCUCCAAGCCCAAUCUCGCUGGUAUUGCAUUGGAUUGUUAGUUCAUCUUCCGGGUUGUAGUACUUGAUAAGUGGUGAUGUGGUGGCUAUUUCUUUAAUUCAUUUGACAGCUGUGUCAUGUUCAUGGGUCCAUUUCCAUUCAUUCUCUUUGCAAGUGAGGUUUCUAAUAGGCUCCAUGACUUCACUUAGUUUUGGCAUAAACUUUGCUAAGUAAUUGACAAAUCCACAGAAUCUUCUGACUGCUUUGAUGUUGUCCAGUCUCGGCAUUUCUUGCACAGGCUUUAUCUUGUCCGGGUCUGGUUUCAGGCCCUCUUUGGUGACAACUUGUCCCAGGUAGGAAAAUUCUGUGCACUUGAGUUUAAGCUUAAAUUUGUUUAGCUUGAUUCCUUUUUCUCUGCAUCGCUGCAGAAACCUCUCUUAGUUUCUGUCCUGAUCAGCGUCAGCCUGUUCAUCAGUGUCACCAACCCCAUAUAUAACCAUGUCAUCAUGUACAUCAAGCAGACCAGGUCAGUUUGGCUGACUCUUCAUCAAGUACCAUGUGCCAGUAUCCAUUGCGGGCAUCAAUUUUUGUGAAUACCCUAGCUUUUGAUAGUUCUGGUAACACAUCUUCUAUCACUGGGAUGGGAUAUCUUUCCCACUUAAGCGCAUUAUUGAGGUCUUUUAGAUUAAUACAGAUCCUCAGGUCUCCAGAUGGCUUUGUCGCAAUCAUUACAUCGGUGACCCAUUCUGUGGGUGCAUCCAUUGGUGCUGUCCGCCUAAUUUUGUGAGCUUCUCUAGUUCUUGCUUGAGUCUUCAGCGCUAAGGGUACUUGUCUGGAAGGUCCAAUAUUUGGCAAUAUUCUGGGAUCAACUUCUAAUCGCUGAGCCCCUGGGAGGGUUCCUAGGUCUCCUUCAAAGAUAUCUUGAUACUCCUCGAUGAAUUGGUCAGUGGUCUUCAACUUGUCUGCUCCGCACGUUGGCUGUUUGAUGCCUGCUACCUGCACAAAAUUUUGUGGGUGUAUUUCAAGGAGUCCCAUGUGUUGGCUGGCUUUUGCUCCUAGAAGUGGGAUUAACUUCUCCUUCACGACGACAAACACUAAGGAAUAUUUCUUGUCAUUCCUUGGAUUUUGGAUCAUGACACCUUCACUCUUCAAUUCCGAUUUAUUCCACAUUUGAAAGACCUUCUUGGUCGGGUUAAUCUCUUUGUGUCCUACAUACUUUACAGGCAGCACAUUGACAGUCACCCCACAGUCUACAUGAAAGCGGAUUGCUUUUCCUUUCUGGGUCAUUUCUGCAUAAAUUUCUUGCGCAUUUUUACAGUGUUUGACUGUACUAAUGUAAUCGGUUGUUAUUGUCACGCAAUCAAUGUAAUCUGAUUCACUUGAGCUUUCUUCGUUUAUGUCAUCUGCAUCACUUAUCUUGAACUUUCUUCGUAUUCUUCUCUUAAACCGUGCGUCCUGUUUUUGCUGGUGGACUGGUAGCAUUUGACGAAAUGGUUGUCUUUUCCACAAGAACUAUAGUUUGCCCCCCAAGCGGGACAAUGUUGUCGGCCAAAUCGGUUAUUUCCUCUACAGAACUUGCAAGUCCGUCGUCAAGUCCUUCUUGUCUGGCAAUUUCUGGUCUUUCUGUUUUGAUUCCUUCACGCCCACAUCUGUUUUUUUUUUACACGCUUGCUUUUUUCCUUUACCCUUCAUACUUCUUCUUUUACGGAGUGACCUAGCGACUUACUCUGUGUGUUUGAGUCUUCGCUUGCCUUGCAAAUGUCGAUGCACCAUUGGAGUGUCAAUUGCUGUUGCUGUAAUAAUCUCUUAUGUGCUCUACAAUCUUUGAUCCCAACCACGAUCCUCAGCUUCGCGACGUACUGGUCUAUGGAUUCCCCUUCUUGUUGUUCUCGUUUGUUGAAGAGAUAACACUCUAAUAUUUCGUUUGUCUCUCCAAUGGCGUAUCUGUCAAAGGCUGUGGUAAUUGCAUUGAGAUUACUCUUGUCUUCUUGACUUAAAUCAAAGCCAUUGUAGGUUUUCACAGCUUGUGGGCCUAUCGAAUAAAGAAAUAGAGCAAUUCUACAUUCCUCUGUUUGUCUGUUCAACUGCAGACCACAGUUUCAUAGUUCUUCCAUUGUUGCUUGUAUAACUUCCAGAUCUCGCCCUUGUUUCUCAAGGACAGAUUCAAUCCUGUCAGGGGUUGUGUACCUUGCAAUGGCACCGCUGGUUGUACUCCAGCGGCAGGAGCUCGUUGUUCAGCGAUCGGUUGAACCUCUGCCGCUGGUUCUUCAACCUCUGCGUUGCUCAUUCUGUUUAAUUUACCGCUGCCACCGUGUUAAGUUCUCUGACUAGCUUCUUUACUAGAACAGAUCAUCAACUGAGAAGCAACUACACAUGAAAGGAAAUCUGACACAAGACCUACAUGUGUCCAGUGUCUUAUUACAUUACGUAGCAUACAAUAAUCUCUAGAGUCCACAUUUUUAGAGGAAAUUCUGCAUGGAUUUCUAAUAAAGGGCAAAAGCAGGGAGGUCAAAUCCACAAAACAAUAUUUAUGGAUGUUGACUGUUAUGCUCAAAAGUUUGACAGAAUAUGAUUUGUCUGAACUUAGAAGUCUGUGAACGAAAUCCAAGGUUGUGCUUCUUUGUUAUAUUUCUUUUGUUCCCUGGAAUUUAGAAUGUGAAGCCAUAUGCAAUGAUCAGGACUGUUAUUAACAUUUCAAGUUGGUGGUUAUAUAUGCUGGCAGCUGUAAUUGAAUAUGCAGGAACUUCGUUUUGGCUAUUGUCCUUUUGUUUCCUAUUAAAGUAGCUAGGGGUCAUGCUCAUAGAGUAGAGAUGGGUAAAUCCCUGGUCCUAAGUGACAGCCUUGAAUUAUUUUUUAAACUGAUUUUUUAGCAAUGUUGGUAGUCUUGUUUUUAUUUUCCCAGUAAUGAUUACUUCCUUCUGUUUCCAGGGUGUUCUCCAUUUAUAAUGAAAAAUUCUCUGGCUAACGUUCAGUAGCCUGUGACUAUUUUUUAUUCAGAUGAGGAGCCUCUGUCAAAAUAUUCUCCUGUAACAUUAUGUCUUUCUCCUGCUAUUAGAAUUCUUAAUCAAAACCCUGUUUCUUUUUAUUUCCCCGUAGCUUCGCACCAAACUUGCAACGGUAACAAGUAGUGCUAGCCAAUCAGGUUCAUCUCCUGAGGCUGUGUUAAAAGCCUUAAGAGAGAAACAAGCCAGGAGGACUGGUACAUACUAAUCUUAUAAGCACUUAAUGUGUGAAACUUGUAGCAGCCAUAACAAUAUUUAGCGUAAUAUGUAAAUUUGUUUGUUACUAGUUUUAUUGCAAAACUCACAAAACCAUUAACAUGAGAAAUGUUUUUGGACUGUUAUUGUGUUGCCAGGGAAGAGCUAAUCACGCAUGGGAAAACUAAACUGCAAGCAGCAACAGUAAUUAGCUUGUGGUGACUUGUGCAUGUGUCCUGAUCUUGGCCUUGAUUGGUCAUAACACAAUAAUCAUGCCUAAAAUAUUUCAGGUGUUCAUGGUUUUAGUUUGACAGUAAGAAUUCUUCAGUUCUUCUCUUUUGUAAAAACGUUUGUGGUUCCUGAAUAACAAUGAGUACAUUAAUCACUCUAAUACCCAUGCACUGUAGCUGGUAUUUUUUUCUUAAUAAAUUUGCAGUGUUCUGAAUACAAAAACAUAUCAAUCAUCAUAAGUCAUAUCAACAUAAUCAUAAGUCAAGCCCAAUCAAAAUGAAAAAGUGGCUGUUAUAUACUGUUAAUAAUUUUUUUUUUUUUAACAGGCAAUUUACCUCCAACGCCAUCCUGGGUCAGCGAACGUCCUUACCUUAGCAGAGAUUAUGUGACUGCAGGUUUAACAACUUCCUCCGCAGUUGUGAGUAUAUUAAUUUUACCUAAUUCUCAAAUACACUGAUUAAAAAUAGCCCUCUGAGAGGACAUGAGCUCAGGCAAUGAAAAGUCUGUGCAAAAACCACGUGCUUGCAAAACAAAAUCGUUCUUCAAGGCAGUCACGUUGUAGAGGGACUUCAAAUCGGCACAUGCACUUUUUGUCACUGUUUGUUAUGUGCUGUAAGUGCUUUAUAGCAUGUAAGGUUGGUUCAGCGGCCACGGGCAUUGUUAAAGCUUUCACAGAUAUGGUUCUGGGACUAUUGUAAUUCCUUGCCAAGAUUAAGCACCAAAUUUCAUGACAAAAUUACCAUAAAAAAGGUGGAAUUUUAAAAACUCCAGUGCUUUUGAAAUUAUGUAAUUUUGUGACACUUUAGUUGAGUGUUUACAAAGUAAAAGUGACAGAUUUGUGUUUGCAUUUUCUCCACAUUGUGAUUUUCAAUGUUUAAUACUACCAACAAUUAAAAAAUAGUCAUUACCAGUAAAACUUAAUCAACACAUAGAGCGGUUUUCACUUGACUGUCGUAAAACCAAAACCAAAGUAAAUACACUAGCCAACCAAAGGGCGUAGUAAAACCAAAACCAAAACCAAAACCAAUCCCUUUCGACAGUCAAGUGAAAACCGCUCUAAAGCAAUUAUGAAUGGAUAGAAAUAGCAAAGAAAUUAAUUUGGUUAAACCAACUCAAGAAUUAUCAUAAGUCAAAACAGAACACUUUUCCUGUAAUGUGAUAUUUGAAAGACCAUACCUCAUGAACACAAGCACCUUACCUUAAUACUACCAGCAAUUACAAAAUAGGUGAGUUAUCCUCCAUUCACUUAGGUGCCUUGCUUACUGCAGCUACUCUUAAAUAUGCAUUUUGUACUUUUCCCUUCCUCCCCACUCCUUUGGAAGUGUCUUUGUUGUAAUACAAAUAAUAUGUGUAUUGCCUCUUGUAUCUUGCUAUCAGUUAAGUCUCACAGAGACUUCCCCAAGGUUUGUGAUUUAGCAAUAUUUCAACUGUGAUUAGCUUUAUCUCUGUUAUUAGCCUGCAGUGCAGGCGUAUUUUGGGUGGGUGAAACCUUGUUCAUCUUCGUGAUAUUGUUGUAGCCGCCAUCUUUGAUUUUAUGACAGUGGAAGAUUGGGGAGAGUAGAAAUAGUAACCCUUACGGUAGGUGCGAGGGCGAAAGAAGGAAAGGGUGGAGGGGGAGGGGAGAAAAAAAUACGCCUGCCCGAUAUCAUUGUUCUUUUGGGAAACUCCGUACGCUGGCAAACGGAGCUCCUGAUUGGUGCGGCAUAGGGAAGUAGAUUGAUGCCUGUCAAUUAACUGUAAGUCUAUAUUGUUUAUUCCGUUUCCGUCAGUCUUUUGGAAUUGGAGUGGCUGGGAAUGUCACGUGUGUUACGCAAUGAGAAAGUCAAAGCGAUUUCUUCACUGGUCAUCAGGACAAGAUUUGCUCGCAGUACUAAAACCUACACCAUUUUUAUCUCAUGCCAAAAUGCUGCUUGUUCCAAUACGUUUUGUUUCUGACAAGUAGAUUAUGCUCUAGAGGGUUCUAUUUUUUGACUAAGCAAAUGUGAUUUUAGCCGCUUGUUUCACACUGAGAGGUCAUAACACGCUUAUUGAUUUUCUGUGGUUUUUGAAUUUCUGGUCUUCAUGAUUUGCCCUCUGAUGCAAGAGCGUUUUCUUUGACCUCUUUUGAAGUGUUAAGCUCUUUUUGUCGCUAAAUAAGUCUGUUAGGUUCUUUAUUUUUGUCCAAAGUGCCUCAGGAUCUGAAUAACUAAGCGAUUUUCUUUCUAGUCCGAGAAAAAAAUGUGAUGUUUUCCUGCAAUGUUGUAGCACGCUGGGCCCAGCUCGUUAGUUUUUAGAAUUGUUUGCAGGAUGUUAAACUCUCACGGAUACCGAUUUACAGAGAUGAGUUUAGAAGAAUGAAUUGCAACUUAAACUGGAGCUUCAUCAGCUUUGGAGUUGCAUUGUGACUCAGUCAAGAUAAAAACAAUGAUAAACUCCAGCUUGCUUUUCUUAAGACAAUGCGAGUCUUUGGACUGGAGCGACUGUUUGGUGGUUUUGUUAUUGUCGGCUACUCAUUUCCGGAAGAGCGGUCACGCGCGUCUAAUUAGGGGGUGUUUCUCAUUUUCACAGUGUUUUCGGGCAGGCGUUUUCUCUUCUCUCUCCCUGCCCCCUCCCCGCUCCCUUUGACUCGCCCCAUCUCCUCCUCUCCUCGGAAAGUUUCAACAUGGCGAUUAUCGAGUAAAUUGCGCGCUAAAAGAAAACGCCUACACUGCAGGCUAUCUCUGUUAUUUGCCAAUUAAUCAUUUUCCAAUUCAGCACUUGCCGGCGGUGUCAGCCUAAAUUGCUGUUAAUAUAGAUUGGCUUUAGCAAAGUAUGAACUACCUACACUCAUUCCAUGAGGCUGCACAUUGCUGAGGUGUAGGUUUUCAGCAUAUAGUGCUGUGGAGAGUAAGGCUUUUAGGUUGCUUGAGGUUUUGGACCUACCGGUACGAUCCUCAGCUGUACACUCCACAGGGGAGAUAGGUUUGGCUCUGGUUACACUUUUUGUCACUUGGGGAAGUCGAACAUCACGCCAAUAGCAGAGUGGUGUUCCCCCUUUAAAGCCAACAUGGAGUGUUACCUUUCUUUGCCCUUACAUUUAAUUGUAUAGGAAUAAUGGCAUAUUAUCAUUAUUUACAAUAACAUGGGAGCGCCAACGUUAAAAUAUAAUUUACAUAUCUAUUCAUAAUGUGGCUUGACAAAUGUUGUACAUUUAUUUACAGCCUGUGUCAGUUGGAACUUUACCUUUACCUAUGCAGGAGUUAGCCAUUGUAGAAGAUCUCCUGUUUCUUAUGAUGGUGAGAUUUGUCCCUUAUGCCGAUUUUGACUAGGUUGUAAAAAGUGUUUUAAAAUCAAAUUCCAAAAUUGUUUGAACCUAACUAGUUUGAUUAUCUAUCUUUUACCUCCUUACCUUAACUGUUUUAUUCAUGACCAUGAAGACCAUGAGACCAAGAGAAUUGAGAAUCAAACGAGUCCAUUUUUACAUUACUUUCACUUAUACCAGCAACAUUUAAUGCUGCAUUUAGAGCACUUGUUGUUGUGUAAUGAUUUUUUACUCAGGUGAACAAAUGUCUAUUAUAUUUGUCACUAAAUCAGUUAGCUGGUCAAUUAACUUAAUUAUUGCCAAAAUUUUGCAAGUGAGUAGUCGUCUUAAUAGUUCAAGGGUCAAAAGAAUGUGAUCAUAACUACAGUAAAAACCCGCGCAUAAGAACCUAGUGAUUAAAGAACCUACAGGCCAAAAACCCCGAAAAUAUAAGAACCUGUUCAGCCUGGCAAAGAAAAAUAGUUUCUUACAGAAAAAAUCAUUUCGAUUUUGAUGGUUGAAAUUCUGGAUUUGAAUUGUGUGAAAAACGUCUGACAAAAAGUUGGGUAUAUGUUUCCUUUGAUUAACCAUUAUGUAUUAUUUAUUAACCUUUAUGUAGUAUUAUUUCAAUAUUUCUUCUAAAGGUUACACUACGGCAACCUCUAAAAAACAAGAACCUAUUAAGAACGUAGUCAACCUGAAUUGUGAAAAACUACCCUAAAAUAUAAGAAUAGCGUGUACAGCCUGACCUCGAAAAUUCUAGGUUCUUAUGUGCGAGUUUUUAAUGUAUUUUAACUGGGUGGUCACGUGCAAACCUACAAGGCAAAUUUUCACCUUAAAAAUUAUAUUCCCAAGUAUUUGAUCUUUCCUGUUGUUGUGUCCAACUGUAAGUAAGAUUAUGUCAGACAUGGAUACAUUUUAGUGGGAUAUCAUCUGAUGACCCAAUUGUUAUUUGCAGUUCUGCAACAUACAUCAAGUUGAGUACAUGCAGGCUAUUUCGUUCACUCGUGUGAAUUGAAAUGGAGUUUCACUUGCUUUUUUGUUUAUUUUCAGGGUGUUGAGGGGAAGUAUCUUCUUGUCAAACCUCUUAAAGACAAGUUUAGUGCCAGAAGUUUCACCAUUGAUAAGACUUUAGGUAAGAGCGUGCUCUCAUAUAAAAUUAAACAUUUAGGUGAGAUUUAGCAGGGCUGUCAUCAAGAGGCGGGGGCUGGGGAUUUCCCCCUUUGAACGUGGCCCCCGCCUAUUUUCAAAGGAAAAUAGAAGAAAAAUGGAACCAAAAGAAACCCCUACAUGUAGCUGUUUGAUUCCCUGCCCACGAGUUGUAUUUACACGGCAACUUGAAAUCUUAGUGACCACCUUGAUUUAGAGUCAGUUGUGGCCUUUCAUGUAUCAUGGAAUGCAGAAUGUAAAAAGCAUACAUCAUGCAUGAUGCAUCUUAUCCCAUUUUAAAUACAGAGAUAUCAAUGUUGGAGCUGGUACAAAGAAUCUUACCUGUUUGUUCCCAUUACUCAACCAUCUGCAGAUUUAUUGAAGGUAAUCAUGCGUAAAUUGUAUUUCUUAGACAAAAAGGAUGCAAGACACAGGGUGAGACAAAAACAAGAAAAAAACGCUUGCUAAUUAAAAUACAACAAAUCUGUAGCUGCAAUGCAGGUGUAUUUUUUUGGCAAGCAAAAGUUCCUUGGGGUCUUGCAAACAUAAGUUCUUUCGCUUUACACUGCAUGCAGCAUAAAGUUGUUCUACUUGUAGUGCUAACGGUAAUUAGAUGCAGGUUUUUGAUUUCCAGUACUCAGUUUCUUUCAAUAAUGUUUUGGGUAAAAACACCCUUUCAGAUAGGGGAUAAUAUUACAGCAUUCUUCCACUUUUUGUGUGUCACCUUUCACUAAUGUGUUACCAUAGUAUUUGAAAGUUAAAUUUGACCAGCAUUGUAUGGUCACGGUUGCCUUCAAACGUACUUACAAAACUAAUGAGCUCUGUGGCUUAUUUGCUGAAAUUAGGGGAAAAUCUGUUUUACUAUUUCGAAGAAAUUAACAUUUUUUUAAAAAUGCAGAUUUUAAUAAUAUUAUAUGCUGAUAUCUCAGAUGAAUGUUUUUAUACCUACAAGAAAGUAAAAAACAUUUUUUUUAAAGUUCCACCAUUCUUUAUUGAGGAUGUCAAAAACCGUAGAAAACGGUUACAUCUUUCCUCCUUAUAAAUAGGUUUGCACGACCUUUGUAACUUCCCUGGUUUUUUUAUGCCGAGGGUGCGAGAUGUUCAUGAAUAAACGUUUCAUAAAUUUCCAAAUGUAUCCUAAAAAUGGAGUAAAGAUAUUCACAUAAUUAAAGACUUGUCUUGCAUUUGUUAGAGUUUAUUUUACUAUUUUAUGUGUUUUUUAAAACUGUGCCAAUACAGGCUGUUACAGCUCAAAUUUUUCUACCAUGUGAGCAGGCAUAAGAUCAAAUUUUUUGUCUCUAUUUUCUAUAUCCUUGAGAUUCUCACUUAGAGCAUGAGAAUAAGUAGCAGGUAUAAAGGUAAAGGUGCACACGAGCAAAGGGCCCAAACGGCCGGAGCUUAGCACGGUUUCAUUAUCAUGAAGCACCUAGGAGUAUUGCUACUUCCCCCUGGAUGGGAUGCCACUCCAUCACAGGGUUACCCCCAGCAGUAUGUCGCCGGUACCCAUUUAUACACCUGGGUGAAGAGAGACAAAGUGGAGUAAACUUCCUUGUCUAAGGAAACAACGCGACAGGCGAGGCUUGAACCCCGGACCUCCAGAUCCAGAGUUUGAGGUGUUAACCACUCGGCCACACACGCCUCCACAAAAAAUGGCAGGAAUAUUGCAUCGCUUUUGCAUGCAUUUAAUGUUAUAGUAUGGCUGGAAGUUUUUAUUUUGUUAAACAAGAAUCUUCUCAAGAGGGUGAAGUCGAGCUUGCUUGGGGGGAAAGAGGCCUCUUUUAGCAAGGAAAUUUGAUGAGAAAUGUUUAAAGAUUCCUUUUUAUCACGAUUUCGUGAGAAUUCUGUGUACAGAUCUCUGCAUUUCUCGCAUACAAGCACAAGGUACACGCAAUGCAAUAGUCUCUGAUUGUCCGAUUACAUACUCAAAUGUCAAACAGCGAGUUUUUACUUGAGAACAUGCAACAGUAUAUUGUCACAUCCUUCCUCUUUUUUGUUUUCUUUUUAAACGGAACAAUAACAAAUAAAAAUAUAGAUAUAUAUAACAACAAGAGCAGUUCUGUCCAUCCUACACCAGCAUCAUACGAAACAAGAACAAAUGUUUGUAUUGUUUGUACUGGUCAGCCAGGUUAAACGUAGUCUUGUGUGCGGGCAAUUUCACCACUCUUCUGGAUCGUGUGGUUUGGAUGGGAUGGCUUGCAGUUUGCUUAACUGAUAACUGUGGCUCGGCCCUCCUGUCUGGUUUAGGUGGAUUUGUAGCGGAUUUUGCUCUGAUGCUGUUGCUGGGAAAACGGUUGUGUAUUCUGUGACAUGUUCCUCCUUCAGGUUCAGUGAUAUAUUCACAUCAUCCCUGGUAGGUGUGGUCAUGCCUUUGAAAGACAUCACAGGAAAGCUUCUGUAGAAAGGCUCUUGAGACUUUCACAGGUGAUGGCGGUUACGGACAUACACCUGUCCAUUCUCAGUGUGAAGCUCGUAUGCUCGUAUGCCAACCUUGGAUUGUACAAUGGCCUUAACUGGUUCUUGAGCUCUACCAGGUCUUUAGCUCGUUUAUUGUAGUGAUGAGCCUGUCUAUGCUUGCACAGAAAGAACUUCUUGUUGACAUUAACGCAAAGCUUUGGUAUAAGGAGGUUCGCAGUAGUUGGAAGUAGGUUUUUUGUCGUUCUUCUCAUUAGACGUUGGACAGGGCUUGAGUCGAGCCCUUGGGUAGGUGUGUUUCUGUGUGACAAGAGUGAAAGGCAUGGAUCUGUUCCAGCUUUCUUUGCCUUCUUCAUCAAGGUCUUGGCUGCUUUGACAGCUUGCUCUGCCUUCCCUUUGCUUUGUGGAUACCCUGGUGAAGAUGUCUUGUGCUCAAAUUCCAGUUUAUGACUAAACGCUUUGAAACUGAGGUCCAUUGUCUGAGGUGUACACGUCCAGAAUACCAUAGCAUGCGAAGUGGGCUUUAAGCUUGUUUAUGACAGUACAAGAUGCAGUGUCUGGCAGUGCAUCAACUUUCCAGAAUCCAGAGUAAUAAUCCACUGUGAUAAGAUAAUUGAGGUCAUUGCAGCUGAAGAGGUCUGUCCCAAUUUUCACCCACGGUCUACUUGGCACUUGAUGAGAAUGCAGCGUUUCUUUUGCUUUCUUGCUGUCAAAGGAAUGGUAGAUGCUGCAUUUGUCCAUAUAAUCCUUAACAGCACUUCUCAUGCUCAGCCAAUACAAACAUUCUCUGGCUCUUCUAAGGUAGCCUUCGAUCCCAAUGUGGGCUGAAUGAAUUCACUCAAGCAUAGUGCGUCUGAGGGUUGAAGGGAUCACGGCUUGAUUUCCACAGGAUAUUAUCCCAUCUUGUUCACUUAGUUCAUCUCGGAAAUGAAAAUAAUGAACUGCUUCUUCGGGGACUUCAUGCUUGUCUGAUGGCCAGCCAACUGCUAUAACUUUAUUGAGGGUCUGCAGGUUGGGGUCAUUUUUCAUGUGAACACUGACGUCUUCUAAAUGAGCUGCACUGAUUGGAAGGCAUGAGCCAUACUGAUACUUUCCAACCCUAACUCAAACGGUGUGACUUCCUUCUGUAUAUAAGCUCUGCUCAGGGUGUCAGCCAAUUCCAUUUAGGUUCCUUUGCGGUGCACCAGCUGGACAUCGUACUUUGCAUUCUCAGUAACAUACGCUAAAGGCGCUUUGGAGCCUUAAACAACGACUUCUUCACAAUGGACUCUGGUGGCUUGUGGUCUGAGUGUACUAUGACCAGUCGUCCGAAGGUGCAUUGGUGAAAUUUCUCUAGGCCAUAUAUCACAGCCAACAGCUCUUUCUCAAUUGAGCAUAAUUUCUCUCACACUUAAUCAAUGUGCGACUAGCAAACGCAAUGGGUUGUCCCUUCUGGAGAAGGGCAGCUGCCAGCCCUGGUUGGAAGCAUCUACUGCAAAAUCAGAUCUUCUCGUGGAUCGUAGUACUUCAGUACUGCUGCUUUGGUUACCAAUUGCUUGAUACGAUUCACAACUGUUUCAUGCACAGAAGUUCAUGACCACUCGGCAUCUUUGACUGUCAGCUUCCGGAGUAGUUCUCAUUCUGCGCUUAGUUUAGGCAGGAAUUUACCGAGGUAAUUGGUGAAGCCGAUAAACCGUUGGACCCCAGCAACAUCUGUGGGAGUUGGCAUCUUCAGCACAGCUCUUAGCUUCUCUGGGUGGGCUUUCAGGCCUUCGUUGCUGAUGACAUGUCCCAUAAAAGGAAAUUCUUUCCGGUGUAACUGUGCCUUUUCUUUGUUUAGCUUUAUAUUGUGCUCAUGGCAUCUCUUCAUGAAGGCAUGCACUUUUGCGUCAUGGUCUCACAUUGCUUCUUCCGUUUCUCCUUCUCCAUAAACAAGAUGUCAUCAUAGGAUGUCAUCGAAGAUUGAAAGCACAAGUGGAAGUCCCUCCACUGCUUGAUGCUGACAUCUUGUUUUUGUUUUGUUUUUGUUUUAUCAACUUUAUUGGUCUGAGUCUCUCUAAAUAGAUAGUUACAGUAACAAAAAAAAAAGACCAAGGUAAGGUGCAAACGGGACCUGGCGUCCCAUACAGGGCACCUCCCAACUAAAUCAGUAAAAAUCUUAAGAAAUGCUUAUUUUACUAUUGUUGCCAGUGGCACCCACAAUUACAUGCAAGGCACCAUGAACAUGGUUUAUCGGGGUCAAAGACAUUUCCUAAUUCAUCUUUGUACAAGUUAGUUAUACUAUUCUUAAAAGUCUUUAUGUUAUGUUUAGAAAGUCACUGGCCUGAAUUAAUUUACAUAUUUGGUUCCAUAAUUUAAUGCUGUGAUUGAAAAAGGAGGACUGAUAGGUAGCUGAUUUACAGAAGCGCGUUUCCAAAUACUUUAUAUCACUUGAUUGAGAUCAUCGAGUAUGGCCUUGACUAACACUCUUAAUAAAACUAAUAUCAAUAUCAAUAUAGCCAUAUAAGGCCUUAUAAAGAAAUACUAAAUCCUUGACAUUGCGGUCAUAGGUAAGCGGUAGCAGAUCCAGAUGGAUCAGUCUCUCUUUGUAGGACAGUUCACCUUGCUUAAUUUGUAGAAUCCAGCAUGUAGCUCUUCUCUGAACUCUUUCAGCUUUCUGCUUUAAAGUUGAGUGGCUGGGAGACCACACUUCAGUUACAUAGCUCAUUUGGGACUUCACUAGUGCCAGGUACAGGGAUCUUGUAACCUUGAGGUCGGUCAGCAUGGGACAGGUACGACGAAGAAGCCCGAGUAGCUUAUUCGCUUUAGCAGUAACCAUGAGAACUUGAGUUUCCCAUGUUAAUCUGCUUGUUAUCAUGACACCGAGAUCUUUCUCCUUAUUCACGCGUUGAAGGUCAAGGUGGCCAAGGUGGUAGUCAUAGCGCACUGGAUUUUUCUUUUGCGUCACUGUUCAGACCUUGCACUUUGAUGCGCUGAAAUUAAUAUUAUUGUGAAGACUCCAGGAAUCCAGGUUUGUUAGGCUUGCUGCAAUUUAUCUGCAUCAUUGUAGAUAUGAUAAGCAAUUUCUAAACAGCUUGAAUUGGUUUUGUUUGCAUAAAGGGCUGUCAGAGUGCCAUCAGGCUAGGCACUUGGCAUGUGGUUGAUAAAGGUGAUGAAGAGUACUGGACCAAGCCGACUUCCUUGAGGCGCUCCGGAGGUUGUAGGGGCCCAACUGGAGGUAAAUCCAUCUACAAUUACUCUUUGCUGACAGUCCUCCAGAUAGUUCUUGAACUAGUCAUGUAAAUGUCCAGCUACUCCAUAUUUCUCAAGCUUCUCAAGGAGGAUGGCGAGGUCCACAGAAUCAAAUGCUUUGGCAAAGUCCAGAUACAGAAUAUCUGUUUGAAUGUUGUUAUUGGGGUUUUUUCCAAUGGAAUGUAGGACUGACAGUAAUAAUUUCUCCUUUGUCUUUGGAAGACUUCCAGCACAGAAGACAGCCUGAAUGGCAAGUGAAGCCAUCUGUAUCUCCAAAAAGGCGUGUCGAAGGUUGUGAGUUUUGAACUUGCUUCAACCAGUUGGAUGUGCCAGAAUCCAUUUUUUAUGUCAAAGGUACUGAAGACUUUUGCUUUGGUCAGUUGCGGGAGUAACUCUUCCAUCAUAGGCAAUGGGUAGUGGCUGCGUUUCACUACUCUGUUUAGGUCCUUUGGGUCUAGGCAGAUUCGCAGUUGGCCAUUAGGCUUUUUGACUGUCACCAUACUAGAAACCCAUGGGGUAGGCCCAGUUAUUGAUGCUAUUAUCUCCAUUUCUUGCAGCUUCCUGAGCUCAUCCUUCAGUAAGGACUUUUUUGCACUUAAAAGUGCAAAAGGGACCCUUCUAGGUGGGUGAACAACUGGUACACCUCCCUCCUCUAUCCAAGUGGUAUUUUUCAUCCAUCUCGCCAGUGCCAUUGAAUAUGUCCAGAUACUGUUGCAGCAGUGUAUCUUUGGUUAAGAAUGCACGGUUUUCCUCCUACUGCUAAAAUGUUUUCGUGUUUCACGUGGACUUCCAUCUGCUGACUGGAUGGACUACCCAGGUGUGGGGGGCAAUGAUUAUUAGCUAUGACUACGAACUCUGUUUUAUAGGACUUGUUAUUCUUUGGAUUCAUCACUGUAACUGUACAGCGGCCUGUGGGCGUCACUGUAGACUUGUUGUACAUUGUGAUAACUCAAGUAGUUGUUUGAAGUUCGCAUUUGCCCAGACAUUUGUCAAGGAGGCCUUGUGUAAUGAUAUUACAUGUCGCUCCACUAUCUAUCUGAAAUUUGACGGGCUUUUCCCCAAGAAUGCAUCAUGGCAAACAAUUUUCGUGGGUAUUGUUGUGCUGUUACAGCAUUCGUUUGCAGCUCGGGUGUCAGUGCGAGCACAUUUAGGUCAUCAUAAUCGCUUUCAACAUCGCUGUACUCUGCGUGUCCUGUCUGAAGUUGACAAACACUCUCCUUCUUGGGCCUUGAGAGACAGACAGCUGCAAAGUGAUUUAUUUUGUUGCAGUUUGAACAUUUUGCCAUACGCCGGACAGUUUCCCAGUUCGUGACAAUCCCUGCGGUAUUUGCAUGCGUUUCUUUCAAAGGUCUGUGGCUGUUUGUUUUGCCUUUGCCUGCCUGUAACAUUUGAUCCCCUCUUGCGAUUGCUAUAAUGGAAUGAUCUAUUAUUCUUUAAACUAUGAAUAGAUUCAUUUGUUUCAAUGGCUUUCUUUUGUUCUUUUGAGAGCUCAGCGGCCCGACAGAUCUGUAUACGUUUAGCUAAGUCUAGGUUUUUUCCCUUCCAUGGUUCCUCCCUCAAAUGUGAGUCUAAUAUGCCACAUAUUAUGCAGUCACGCAAGUGUGAAUCAUGGAGGUCUCAAAAUUACAUGUCGCUGCCAAGAUUUGCAAUUCUGUAAUGAACUUUUCAAAGGACUCUCCCUGUUCCUGAAACCGUGUAAAAAAUUAUAUCUCUCUACUGUCUCACUUUCCUUUGGAUCGCAUCGCUUAUCAAAGGCUUUAAUAACUUAAGCAAGGGUUCGAUCGCUGGGCGCAGUGGCAAAAGGUAAGGUUUCAUAGACUUCACAGCCCCCUGUCCCAGUGAGAUAAAGGAACAGUUUUACCUUCGUGUCUUCAGGCUUACCAGCCAUGGCGAGAUCCAUGUAUUAGGUGAUUUCUUCUUUCCAUCUUUUCCAUGCAACCUAAGGGGAAGAUCGUCAGCUUCAAAAUCUAGCUUUUCAGGCGCAUGUAGCUGUCCAACACAUGCGUAGCUCGCUGUUGAUGCUUCUGCUUGUGUCUCUCUGGGAUCUGGUAUGUUGACAGUAAAUUCGAUUUCCUGACUUGCUUCUCAACUCGAUGUAUUGCUUGGGUUACUUAUCUCCUGACACCAUAAUUAACGAUUCAUUUAAAUCAAGCUUGACAUUCAAUCAACAACGUCAUUCUAAUCCCACUUCUCAUGUCUAAGGAUUCAUUUUAAUCACAAUUUCAUGAGAAUUCUGUGUACAGAUCUCUGCAUUUCAAGCAUACAAGCACAGGGUACGCGCAACGCAAUAGUCUCUGAUUGUCCAAUUACAUACUCAAAUGUCAAACAGCAUGUUGUUACUUGAGAACAUGCAACAGUAUAUUGUCACAAGAAAUAAGGAAGUGAUUAAUUCUACACAAAACAGGAUUUCCUUGCUUAAAAUUUGUCACGUCCUACUUUAUCGAAGUUCAAGUUUUCUUCUGGAUAUUUACUGGAUAUUUAUUUCUUCUUUCUUCUGGAUAUUUACUUUUUAUAUCAUAUUUGACAGUUUGUUUCUGAAUUAAUUGAGUACGGGUGUAUAAAUACGUGAAUUCAGGGCAUCGAUUCCACAGAAAUUACAUUACUGCCAGAGAGCAAAAACAUGAUGAACAUGGUGCAUAAUUUCAGUCAUCGACUUAGUUGGGUACAAUGAAAGUUUACAACACCUGACCAGUUUACUUUGCUCAUUAAGAUUCUUCAUUUUUUUGGCCACUGAAGUCUUUACCUGUUUCAAAGUGAUCACUGCUUUCAAGCAAUAGGGUUUGUGGACCGACCCUUUCCGGAAAAGCUCAACAUCUUUCACAUUAACCUUUCCUAAGCUUUGUUCACAAAUUAUACAAAUGCGCUCUGAAUAUGUUGUCGGUCACAAUUCUUAUCCCCAGUUCCCAUGGCCUCUGCUAGGAAUGCCUGGGACCAUGAUCCUCUUUUGGUGGCACACACAAGAAAAAAACUUGCAUUUCAGAGUCUUACUACUAAAGCAAGCUUGACUAAUAAAUUAUUAUUAUUAUACUGGGAUACCAAACAUGACAAAAUCAAACAUAGCCUGUAGCAGUCACUAAUCCAUGUACAACUUAAUCAUAGACACAAGGGUCUUUUAUCCUGCGUAAUAGAAUAAAAAAUGUUCGUACGAUAUUUUUAAUAAGAAUUGUUUACUUUUUUCCAGGCAAGUCAUCAUUUGAGCAUGGCAUUGUUAAUCAUGCCUUGUGUGCAGCAAUGAAGACAUUACUCAAGGUUAGAAUGCUGAUUUUUAUCACUAACAUGACCAUGUUAGUUCCAAGGCUGAUUUUGAAUGUUAUAUAUACUAGUACCCUACAGGCACCAUAAAAGAUUGUGAGGGAGUUUAUACUCAAGGGGCAAAAAGUAAGGCCUUAAGACAAAAGAAGCACUCCACUUUUCUCAACACUCCAGUUGCACUGCAGCAAUUUUCUACCCAUGUAGAUAGUAAAUACUGUUACAUAUUAAUAAUUUCUGUAAAUUUGACAAGUAUUGUAUUGUUUUGUGUUUAUUUUUGCUAUAAUAAAUAACAUUAAAUAAAAGAAAUUUUUUUUACCCAUGGGCAAUUGUCACUCAAGAGCUAGGCUAUCAAGAAGAGGGAGUCCUCAUAGUCUUUAUUAUAAGACUAAGUAACCUUCUUGCUGUCAGCUUUAAUUAGAUCUAACCAAAUUACAAUAAGCAAAGAACAAAUGAUUUAAAAGAGUAGAUAGGAUUGUGAAAUUGAAUAGAAUAUUUAAUUUUAUUGUCUACGUCAUGUAGCUUAAAAUGGGUCAUCAUUGCCGGUCAUAAUGAUACUGUUCCAUUGACCAAAGACACCAAAGAGUUCAAAUAUGAAGGAGGAGUCAUAUUUUACAUGUACAGUUCGAUGUAAAAUUAAAGUAAACAUGUCCAUUGGCACUCGACCUUACAAUGUCGAAAAUGACAGAAAGUAACCUAAAACAGCAACAAAAUUGACUGUACACUUGCUUCUAUGACAGCCUCCGUAUUUAGACAAAACAGUUCAUAUUUUGUACAGUCUGGUUUUCCGGUUAACAACUUCUGGUUAUCAACAAUCAGGUUAGCAGCUGGUCAGCUUAAAUGAGUCUAAGAACUGAACCCAACGCUCUCUGCAUGACUUUAAAUAGCGCAGCUUGCAUAAACAAAAGUACAUGCAUCAUUUCAAAUUUAAACAAAGCCCGUGUAACAUAAACUGGAACAAAGUGGCUUGGCGCACAAUUGACUCAAAUAGUUGAACAGACUGUUCAGUAGAACAGAUACCUUUUUUUGUGUUAGUGAGCUUUCAUUGAUUUUGCUCAUUCUGUAAUGAUUUUGUUUUGUUUUGAAAGGAAUAUCUCAUUCUUGUUGCACAACUGGAGCAUCAAUUUAGACUAGUAAGUGAUAUGGUAGCAAUAGUCCAGUUUCGAAUUUGUCGCGGCCGCUGAAUAGAAGCACAGAAGACUCAUUAGUACAGGGUUAGCGCUAUCAACCUAAAGUAAAAUAUUCACAAAUACCAGCGAGAAGGUGCCUGAAUUUGAGUUAAAAACAAUAGACACAGUUGUACACAGGUCUUCUUCUCACUAGAAUUUGUAAAUAAUUAAUUUUAUUUACCCUUAGGUCAAGGCUAUAACUAUGUAUAAAUGAGUCUUCAGUGUUUCUAUUCAGUGGCCGCGACAAACUCGCAACUGGACUAUCAUGUCAUGCAAAGCAUAACAUAAUUAAAGACUAGGGCAUGGUAAAUCAAAGCAUGAAGGAGAAUGGCAGAUGGACUAAAAGUGUACUGAGAAAUUGUGCUAAAUACAAAUGGAGUUUUAAUUAAUGGUUUUAGAUUUCUGUUAGUGGUAAUAUGAUUAUUCAAGGAGAUACAGUCAAUUCUAAGUUUCUAAAAUGUAUAUCAGUGGGACUGGCACUUAGUGUUCUUGGAGAUGUUUCUUCCUUAUGGAGAGUUAAUACAGUUUAAGCCCCCAAUAUCCACAUACAAAUUCUCCAGACUGGUCUACAGCUGUACAUACAUUUCUUGAAAAAUUAGUCGAGAGAGGUUGAUAAAAGCUCAAAGAAAUUUCCCUUAAGUGAAAACUCUUAAUUCUCAUAAUUUUUUUCUUGAUUAUGUAUUGAUAUAAUAUUGUUAGACGAAAAACGUGUUUUACUUUCUUGGGACUCAAUCUAGGAGUCCGUUUUUGGAAGUUGUCCAUCUGCUCUUAAUCCUCUUAUGAAGAUGUUCCUAAUGAGAGAGUUCACUGUAUACCAGGGUCCCCAAUGAUGAUUUCCUCCUAAAUACACUGAAAACACUUUUUAGGCUUUCCAAAGUACUUUUACAUCCUAAGCGGUGCUAUAAAAUUUGUAUCUGUUCGGUCAUCCUAGGGGAAUUUGAGUCUUUUCGAAAUUACAAGGGCUUCAGGUUUUCCCUAUUCCCUAUUGUUGACACGGUGAACAGUGAAAAACAAUGAAAUCAUUUCAUGUUAAAUAGGAAAACUGACUGCUGCACUGGAUAGAAGCCCAGCGUAAUGUAUCAACACCAGUCCCCAUUUAUUUAUACAAAUACAAACACAAUGUAAUAAAGAUGAUAUCGUGUCUGCUGCCUAAAAUAGCCUAAGUUGGGGACUGAAAUGUUAAAAAUUAAUAAGCGUCGUAAAUUGUACGUGGAUGGAAUGGUCAUCUAGAAAUUUUUACCAUCCUCAAGUAAUAGAAAAUUCUAGGCAAUAUUUGCUUCUCCGAACAUAUAUUUUUUCAGAAUUGGGUGCCCCUGUGUAUAUGGCCACUAGAAAGUGCAAAAUUUCAUUUGCUUGGAUUUAGGACAAUUAUUAAAAGUUUUUGUCUGUUUAUAAAGCAGCUUCUUCUGUCUUUACCCUUCUGUAGGGGCAGCUGUCACUACAAAAGUUGUGGUUUUACAUCCAACCUUGCAUGAGAACUAUGGAGAUUCUCUCAUCCAUUGCAGUGGCAAUUGAUAAGGUACAGUAUUAUAAGACUUUAAACCUGGUAGCGUGGCCAAGAAGAACCAGUUAGGGAAAAUCCGUGGACACCACUGGUAAAAGUGCCUUAAAAUAAGUAAACUUGUCUAGUUUGAAAGUGAUACGUCUUAUUACUGAGCGAUGAUGUAGCUCCGCAAAAUUGCAAAAAUUUUCAGGUGAUUAUAUGGUGGGGGGGGGGGGGGGCAAGUUUGGCCCCCAUGCCAAAAAAAGGUCUGAAAAAUUUGGCGACUUUGAGGAGUUAUUUUUUCGUUCUUUUUCAAAAAAACCUUUUCAAAAUUAGCAGUUUUCCUAUUUUAGUUAUUGGUUUUUCCUAAACUUUCCAAUUUCAAAAAUUAAAAAAAUUGUAAAAUAAAAUCGCGUGACCACACGGGGAAAAGGGCCUUAAAAAAAAGAAACUUUUUUAGUGUAAAAGUAGUAUGUUUCUUUUCUGAGGGUGGGUGGGGCCCCCAAAAAGCGGAAAAAUUUUGGGGUGUUUUUUGGGGGGGGGGGGGGGGGGGCAAGUUUGUGCCCCAUGUCAUACAAACGUCUGUAAAAUUUGGCGACUUUGAGGAGCUAUAUUUUCGUUCCUUUUCAACAAAACACUUUCAAAAUUAGCAGUUUUACUAAUUUAGUUAAUGGAUUUUCCCUAACUUGUCAAUGUCAAAAAUUGAAAAAACUGUGAAAGAUCUAUUCCCACCCCCUUACUGUAUUAAGAAGUAAGUGUAAAAGACCACUAACAAAACCAAUAAUAAUUUAUUUAUUUGUACAAAUAGUUUGCAAUUAUUUCACCCACAUAAUAAUCAAGACUAUUCGGGGUGGGUGACUUUACAAUAAAGGUCAGUUAUAGUAAAACAAAAGCAGAGAAAGAAAAACAAAAUGAAUAAAGAGAAAAGCUAACAAGGUAACAAGUAAAAUAAUAUUAGUAUAAAGUGUAUACCGUAACUAAUACCGAAGAAAGAUUUAUUAUUGAUAGCAUAGUUAGCACAGUGGAAUGGUUAUAAAGUGCGUCAGACUCCUUUGUUAUAAGUUUUUGUAAACCUGAUGGUGCACAAUGUUCAAUUCCCCAUUCCAGAAACUUUAAGGGAAAUGGGUACAAGCUUUCGGCUCAACCAUUUCUGGGACCAUUUGGGUGGACAGGCAAUAGUUAUGAUUGGUCGAUGGUACUCAAGGCAACCAUUAACUAAUCACAAGUAACGCUUGUCCAACCAAACAAUUCCAGAAGUCGUUGCGCCAAAAGCUUGUACCCAUUUCCCUUAUACAUGUUGUUCCUGGAGUGGGGAACAGCAAACCUUUCAUUUUGGUCUUAUUGACCAAUAAAAACAUUGCAUUAAUUUAUUAAGUCUCUAUUUGUGAACACAAAAUAAAGGAUUGUACACAUCACGGAGCAUCCAACAUAAACUGCAGCAUCGUUGUUUUUGUCUUUGAUGUUUGCCACCUUUCUUAACAAGUCCCUUUUACUAACCAUGGUGAAAGAAACUAUAAAUCGUAAGAAACGAGAAAACUUUAACUGAUUAAAGAGUUAAGGUACAAAAUAGUAAUUAAAUAGAGCUUAUAUCAACAUGUAUCCCUCCACAGUCUCCAAAACCUCCAGCACUAAUUUGUGUAAUCCACUUUUUGUUUUUGUGGAUUCAUUUUUAUUGCCCAGUAUCACUGGCUCGACCUUCCCUAUUCUACAGUCACAUCUGAGUGUCAAAUCAGUUGAUGCUAGACUAGUGUAAUUCACAAUUUUUCUUAAUUGUAUAUUCAUCAAAUUAUCUUCUCAGGGAAGCUGCAAAGGAGGAGCUGUGCUAACAUUAUUGCAUGAAAAAACUGUUGGAUAUACAGGGUAAGAAUUUUUUCUUUCCUCGUUCUAAUUUGUAACACACCGUUCAAAUACAGGAUUUAAUUGAACUUCAUAUGUACCUUUUACAGGGACAGCAAAUCCCAGGAUCUGUGCUUGUUCCUCACUCAAGCUGUGAGUAGUACAAGUUUUUAUGGAUCAAUUUAGGUUUCUGGGAAACUGCUCACCUACCCCUCCCCUAAGCCAACAUUAUCACUUACCUCUCACUUAGGGCAAAUGUUGGCUUAGGGGAGGGGUAGGUGGGCUGUUUCCAAGAAUCCUAAAUUGAUCCGUUUUUAUUUGCAUCUUUUACCUGAUAAAGGCCAUUUGAUAGUGUUAACCCUACUCUCCUGAUAGAGGCCAGAACAAAUCACCAAAAAUUUAAAUUUCUUUUGAGAAUAAAAAGUACAAUGCAAAAGUUCUGCCACAGAGGUUUGGUUUGAAUGGUAACACCAUAGAAUUUUAUCCACAGAUUCAAAAGUUAGAAUCAUGACUAAUAAUCUCGCCAUAUCAUUGUAUUGUGAAAGAGCUAAGUAGUAACUAAUCACCUGGCUCCAGUUGUUCGACAGGUGAAUAGCGCCAUCCACUAGAUAAAUAGCUAUCCAGUGGAUAACGCAAUUGGUUUGCGUACUGCUUAUCUGCUGGAUAGCGGUGGUAGCACUAUCUAACUUUUGAACAACCGGGCUUCUUAGAAAGAGUAGCCUGCACAGCUGAUUUUAUCCGUGGGAGGCAUUUGGGGCAUGUGGAACCAAAAAGAAUCCUGGAGUAAACAGACAAACGGGCAGGCAAAACAGUUAACCCUUUCACUCCCAAGAGUGGUGAAAGUCAGCAUUCAACAAAAUUUCCAAAUUUUAUUCUGUAAAAUUUAGUCAAAAAAAUGGUACAGUGUGAAAGUGCUGUUAAAGUGGUUUUAUUUGAAUGGUCACACCCUCGGAUUUCGUCCACAGAUUUAAAAGUUAGAGUGACAACUGAGUUGGUAUAACUAGUUCUAGGCGUGAAAGGGUUAAGGAGUCUCCUUUCCCCUCCUCCUGCCCCCCUGUCUUAUGGAUGACAGGGUUACGGAAUCUUCUUUUCCCCUCCUCUUGCCCCCCCCCCCUGUCUUAUGGGUGACAGGGUUACGGAAUCUUCUUUUCCUCUUCCUCCUACCCCCUGUCUUAUGCCCACCCCACUGAUCACACAUUCUGGUCUCUUCAAUUCUCUGAACACAGGCGGAUCAUCCAAACUGUUCGAGGCAUGGUGAUGUCACUUGCGACAUGUGAUCGCGUACAUUAACUGCAUUUUUUAACGGCCGCUCCCGGCUCUGUUUUAUUAAGCAUUUCUCCUGAUCACUUGAAUCAAGCCGAGAGCGAAGAUCACGUGUUGCGCGUGACAUCACGAUGCCUCGAACAGUUUGAAUGGUCCGCCUGUGCUCUGACAUCCACUCAGGGAAUACUGACACUCACUUUCCGAAAAAAAAAAAAAAGACCACACUGCAGUAUACAGCAAUUGUACAAUCCCCAAUUUUUGUAUCGUUACUGAAAUUAUUUUCUUAACCAAGAACUUACUUUUGUGUAUGUGUACAUUGUUUACGCAGUUACCUUAAUGUCUUAUUACAGGCAUGUGUUCCUUACUUUGAUAUCCUUGAGCAGUGGAUUUACAAAGGAAUUAUCAGUGAUCCAUAUUCUGAGGUGAGAAUUUUUGGAAAAUGCUGUUUCUUUUUAACCACAUGUUUUUGUGUAAUUACUUUUUCUUGUCCUUUCAGUUCCUGGUUGCAGAGCACGGCUCUGUUCAAAAAGAGAAGCUCACUGAAGAUUACAAUGAUGCAUAUCCUUUGAUAUUCCUCUCUUUCUUAUGGAUAGACAAUAGUCUCCGUUUAUAUGGAAAAAAGUUGUCCGUGGAAAGAGAGUCACCCUCCCAGCUCGGUCAGCUUAAGAGAGAGCUUAUAUGAGAUAAAGUUGACCCCUUUGCCUGAACCAAGAGCUUACAACAUCGCUCGCGCAUGCUCUGAUUGUCUCUCCUUGACCGAGCUGACCCGGCUGGGCGAGCUAAAGUGUUUAUAUGGAGAAAAGUUGGCCUGGCUAAGAGAGGGGCCCUACCAUUGAAAAGUGUGACCCUGCUUGGCGGGUUACCCGUUUAGCCGAGCUGAUGUAAAUGGUUUACCAAAUUUUGCAAGGAAAUGUAGGAAAAGUUGGCUCGCCCAGGGUAGCUCAGGACAAGUUUUCUUUAUAUAGACGUGGCGUAAGUCUUAUUACUACAGUAUUAAACAGAAUUCUUUUUCUUGACUUUUGUUACAUAUUGGGAACAACGAUAUACAGUUGUCAGAGAAAACAUUCCUAUUUUCUUGGAAAAGGUAAAUUUUUACUAUUAAUCCAAACAAAUAUUCCUGUUAACCCGGUUCAUUUUGUGUGUACCUUUCAAUUGUAGUAGAGGAGGAAAAAGAACAUGCUCCUUCAUACUGGGAUAACCAUACAAUAGCUGCCUUGUUAGCCUGUCACCAAAUUCGAUCAUCCUGAAAGUGUGUUCAAACCAUCUCAUUCAAUUCAGGAGAGAGUAGAAUAAGCCUGCUAAAGGUGCCUUUAGAUGCCUAGUUGUUAUCCUGUUUCCUUUAGCUUUAUUUCCAUAUAAUCGUCCGGAUCAUCAUAUUUCGAUCGCUUGAGUCGUCUUAAACUGUGCUAAGACAAUCCACGCAACUAGCUAUAGACUGUUAAAACGAUUAUAAGAAAUCACCUCAAAUGUAAUGAGAAACGAUGCAGGCGACUGGGGGGGAUCGCAAUCGCCUGUAUGAACUGAAGUUUGUAUGUAGGCUGGUCUCACUACAUUCGUCCCAGACUCGGGGCGAUCGAGUCGAUCAUACGGAAAUCCCUUUGAUGUAAUGCGAGACUAUUGGACUCAAUAUGGACUCAAUGCUUAAGAUGCUGUCCCUCAGAUGUUUCAAUUCUUUAUUGUUUUCCAGGUUGCCCACAAGAUUCUCAGUACUGGAAAAUAUUUAAAUGUCAUUCGGCAAUGUGGUAAGCUUAUAAGCAGUCAACACAUUUUGUUCGCUCAACUAACGAAGUGAAUCACAGUGUUUAAUAAAAUGGCGGCACUGGCACACCUCCCUGUAUUUAACUGUUAUUCGGUCGUUCCCCGUUGAUGACACGUGGGUGCGUCGGUGAAUGAGUCAAAAAAAAAUUUGAAUUGAUUUAAUAAAUUAGCCUACAUGCUCCCGAAAAUGAAGUACAGAGGAACAAACUGGAAUGACAAAUGUUAGUGAUAUAUUAUUUUAUCUCGCAUCGGAUUCGACGGUCAUUUAUGUUGUGAGAAAGGACAAAAUUUCAAAAUUUCUUGAACAUAGAACAUAGUUAAAUGACAAUGUAGAAUGCCUCUUACAUGUGACUUCAGGCACUGGCGAAAGGAAAUUUUUGGAACAUGCCGAACAAAAGCUCUCUUAAUGGAUCCCUUAAAAGUAAAGGUUUUGAAACUUAAAAAAUCGUUUUGAAUUACAAUUGUAAAUAGAUAAGUUCACGUCUGAGAUAGUUUACCAUUUACUUCAAUUUUAGGUCAAAAUGUGCAGUGUCCUAAUGCUGACGAAAUAAUUUAUACCCUUCAUGAGAGAGAAUAUGUGGAAAAAAUUGAAAAAGCCUACAGUUACGCAAGCAAGACCUUACUAGACCUGUUAAUGGAUGACCGGGCACUGAUGGCUAGAUUAAGGUGAGAAUGAAGGACUCGUGUGAAGUUGUCGGUUUCUUUUUCUUAUUAUUUUGUUUCUUUCGAGAGUUUGAUCCUUUAAAACGUUUUUGUGCGAUAGCUGUAGAAAUGUUCACGCACUUAUUGGUUGCAGAGGGGAGGAGUCAUUUAUUUAGGGUACACAUAGGUAUAUGCGAAAGCAAAGGUUUAGGAUUGUGUAACCUUUUUUGGUCCGAAUUGCGAAUCAGCACAAGAUUCACGAACGUUGUGAUUUGAAAUGUGGUAAGUUUCUAGCCACUGGCCUGGACCUGAAGGGUAGUUAAAGGGUCGAUUUCCACUGUCGCGUACUUUUUACGUGCGAACGCGCGUAAAUUUUACGCUCGUAAAUAAAAAAGAGGCAAUUUCUGAAAGGUCGCGCAUAAGCGUAGAAUUUAAACCUCGCUCAAAUUUUACAUUUACGGAAUUCGCGUGACACUUCAUACAUCGCCCCUAUUUUUGUUUCGCACAUGAAAUUUACGUGCAUGUGUGGGCGAUUGUGGAAAUCCACCUUAAGAAGUAAGGACAAGUUGAACAACAUUUGGACUUUUCCACAUGUUGACGGACAACAGAAAGCAAUCCUUAGGUUGCUCGAUCAUUGAACAACGUGAACGAGCUGCAACCAGGGUUCUUACGGAGUCUGGCAUUAUUGCAAAGUCUUGACUUCCAGACUUCGAAAAAGAGUAGGAAGUGAAGAUAAAGUGUGGAAAAUGGUAAAUUUUUUUUAACUAUAACCCUGUCAUAAGGCGUAAUUUGAUCGUUCGGGAAAUUGUAGUCUUGAAAAGGGCCUGUUGUUGACAGUGACUGACGUUUCGACAACCUGUGCGGUAGGCUUUGGUAACCUUUUUCCGUUCCUUGGCUUACCGUUGUCACGACCACGCAUUCAGUCGUCUGUUUGUCUCAUGACACGACGCUCCUCCGCCUCGGGUGGAGCAUUGUGUGACGAGGCAAAAACGGCCGCGUAGGAGACCACCACAGGAGAGCUACUGAAGUCUCUGUGCACUCAUCUACGACAACUUUGGGGUCAUGUGGGGUAAAAGACUAUUAUGGCAUUCAGCCAUGAAGUCCAUACCCCACCACAGAUACUAAAGUGGACUUUCCACUAGGUCUAUCAAGCAUUACUUUCUCAUGGAUCUUGGAGAUUUCUUUGUUCAGUUCAUGGAUCUAGCCGAGGAUGAGAUGAAGAAAAAUAUGGAUGGUAUCCUUUAUGAUCUUUUUGUGUUAACAAGAUAACUGACUUCUUUACUUAUUACUUAUUUAAGUUGGUGCCUGCCGUAGUCUAUAGUAUAAUAGACAUCCAAUGGGCUGUCACCAAGGGCCGGGGACCGGGGACCGGGAAUUUCCCCCGGCUACUAUGACCAUCACCCCCAGCUAUUUUUAUAGGAAAUAGAUCCAAAACAACUUCCCAGCUGUUCUUUUCCCCACUUAUGUAAUUGCAUAUACCCCAGCAACUUGAAAUAGUAUUGACAGCCCUGGACCUACCAGUUUGAAUGCAAACAUGAGUGAACCUAUGGCUUUAUCCAUGGUUAAGUAUUGAACUAACACACGUUGUAGUUAACAAUUAUUUUGCUUGUGUUGAAAGAAAGUCAGAACUGGAUUUUAAGUAGGAUUUGUAAAUAGGAUUUUAAGGAAUAAUUAGUCAUUGUUUUUAGAAUUAGGAUGUGUACUGGGAAUAUAUUUUAUUUUAUAUAAAUGAAGCUUUUUAAUUGGAGGAUUUUGAAGAAUUAGGUAAUGGGCAGAUGGAAAUUUUUUGAUUGCUAUUUAUGCAAUACAAAUCAAUAACUGAUAAUAAUAUUAUUAUUACUAUUAUUUGUCUUAACUCGUAAGAAGUUGACCAUCUUCUGACGCCUUGUUACGUAUUGUGUGUGCUUUUUAUAUUAUUUCAUUCAUGGGGCUGAUUUUAAUCAAAUUGUCAAUAUUAUUUAUCUUAAUCUAAAAUUUCGCAGAUAUUAUGCCUUCCAGACUAGAGAACUUGUUAGAGUUAGCGUUAAGAACGAGCACAGCCAAUAGUGAUCCGUACAAGGAUGACUUGAGGUAAGUUACAGGUGCAAAUUCGUGAUGUAGACCUGAUAAGCUAGACGUUCCCAGUCCAUGAGCUUUUAAUACCUUGUAGAUUAGUUUUGUCAAUGUGCGUUUAUUGUCAUUAAUUUAAGUUGUUUAGAGGGAGUAAUACAAUGGAUAGGAGGUGAAACACGCCUUCUUUAUUCUUAAGAAAAUAAUGUUUAAAACCUUGUGACUAACUUUCUCCUAACAAUACUGAUACCUAUGUUACGGGUCAAAAUUAAAUUCAGGUUAAAAUUUUUUAACCUGGGUUGAUUCUCAAUUUCCUUUGUCUCAAAGCCCUAAUUAUUCAUGAAUUAAGAUCAGGAAACAGAGAAAAUUGAGAAUCAACCUGAAUUUAAUUUUGACCGGUAACAUCCACACAAGUUCAACAGAAAAGGCUAUGUGUAGCAGAAAAGUGUAGACAAAAUGAAUCACCUUUGAUCUCUAUCUUUUCCUCUCAACUGAUUCUUGAAGGAAAUGUGUGAAAAUCAGUCUAGAGAAUCAUUUUUAUGUGGUCUGGAUAAUGGGGCUUAUAAUAGUGUUACAAAAACUGGAAACUGCAUGUCGGCCUAGCUUGGGUAUUUCGUGUUGGGUGGGUGAGUGGGGUUUGGGGUCAGCCGUUGCUAUUGUCAAUUGGAACGUCUUAGAAGAUUCCUACAUCACUUGUCUUUUUCUCAACCGAAAUUCUAAUUGAAUGCCUGCCAAAAAAUUCCAGUGAUAAUCUGGAACUGGAUUAUUGACCAUUAUUUGUUUGUUUAUUUGAAGCUAAAAAAAAGAACAUGCAGCUUAGGUAUAAUUUAGUUUUCGUCUGUUUGAUUGUUUUUGUCUUGCACAGUUUGUAACAUGUUUUUUUCCCUUGUUGCCUUAACAGAGUUGAUUUGCUUCCCUACGAUCUGAUCACUCAACUGUUUCGUAUUUUGUCUGUCGCCUAUGACAGCAGAGGUAAUAUAAUAUGAACAACUGUACCGUAACAGAAGGUAGCAGUUAUACUAGGGUUUGCUUUCCAUUUAUAUAAGGGCGGUCUUUGUGUGGUGGUCUUCAAUUGUUCACCUUGAGUGUGAUGCAAGCGAAGCAGCUCAGAUAAGAUAUAGAUAAAGAAAAGUAAAGAAAUAAGCCAGUUAUCAUCCAUCGUUGAAAACUAGUUGAUAAGUAGACAGAGAUGUCUGCAUGGAAUUACAUUUACUGUAAACUGGCGUCAAAUUCAACUUGACAAUUUAAAAAGUUAGAAAAUGAGCAGGUAAAAACCGUCUAAAAUAACUGUUCUGGACACAGACGCGAAACUACUUACUCUUGUUUGGAUGUAAUAAUCUGUAACCGACAAGCUAGAGAAAAAUUGGUCAUGUGUUACAAAUUGACUUUUGCUGUUUGCCAAAAACUUGACUGCUUUACUCUCCGAAAACUUAGCAGUUAUUAUAUGAAGCUUAAUAUGAUUUGAAGAAUUAUGCAGAUCGAGGCCUUGACACCACCCUUCUCGGUUGCCGUACAUUUUUUUGGCUAUACCCUGUGCUAUUUACGUCAUAUUACCGGAUAUCCCAAAUGUCUUCCAAAUUUUGUCAACGCCAGCCGGAAUUAGCUGCGGGGUUUGAACCAGUCAGAAAGGGAGAAAUACUUUGAAUGAAUAAUAUUAAACAUUAUAAGCACCAUUUAACAGUUGAGCUUGAAGUAACAACGUAUUUUUCAGGUGCAACAUCUUAUAAUCAAGAUCCUACUGAACUCCAGAUCUCAGGUUAGAUGUCGAUAUUUUGUUAUCUGUUCAACACCUUGUAAUGAUAUGUCUACUGGACGGGUGGAACGCUGUUUCUGCAACAGUUGUUGAUGAAACUAAUUAUCACACUGAUGUAUGUAGGACUUGAAGCAUUUUCAUUCGAUUACGUGGUGAAGUGGCCUGUAUCAUUAAUUUUAAGUAAGAAGGUGAGAAUUUCAUACUUUUUACUUUGACAGUGAAAUCUGUAAUUUGACUUACUCCCUCCAUAUCGAGCGAGUCGGAGUCGUAAUCAGAAGGGUAGAACUUUACGAUCUAGUGAAUACAGCGUUCUGAUUCCGCUUACGACUCUGUCGCUUACGAUCUGGUGAAAACUGGGUUGUCGGAGUCACAAGCAGAAGCGGAAGAACUAAACCAAUCACAAAGCGUGGGAACGUACAUAUUGUGAUUGGUUUAUUCUUCCGACUCCCGCAAUCUGGUUCUCACUAGAUCGUGAACGACAGAAACAUAAGCGGAGUCUGAAGAAGAUGGAAACCUUCUGAUUCUGCCGACUCCGAUUCCAUCGCGCUUAUGACUCCGCUUACCAAUCCGAUUUUUGAUUUUCACUGAGUCAUAAGCGCUCUUACGACUCCGCUUACAACUCCGACUCCGUCGCUAGUGAAAACCUGCCUUAAUAAUGUUAUGUUUUUUUUCUUCUUCUUCUUCUUCUUUCAAGGCCUUAACUAAGUACCAGAUGUUGUUUAGGCAUUUGUUCUAUGCCAGACACGUAGAAAGACAAUUGUGCAAGUAAGUUAACCAUGGAGAACUAGCAUAAUAUGUUUCGCAAAAUGUCAUUUUGAAAACAAGUAAGCUAGUAAGAUGUGCAUGGGCACUGAGACUUGGUCAAGGGUGCGUGGAGGUCAAUGUAGCCAAACGGUAGCAUGCAAAAAACACUUAGCGGUCUUACAGAGUUACUCCCAGCGGUAUGUAAUUACUUAUACAUGAGGGUAGCGAGAGACAAAGUGCAGCAAAGUCUCUUGUGUAAGGAAACAUCGGAUGGCAGAGGGAAGAGAGCCCGUCACUUUUGAGUACUUUAGUAUGGCUUGAACGAGAACACAAUAUGUACCUUUUCCAUGGCAUUAGGUAUGUUGAAGCCUUUAAAAUUAUAAAAUAUAGAUGUUCUUAAGGUUUCACUAAGAUUCUCCCUUUUACCUAAUACGGCGUUCUUCCUGGCCUUCACGGGUAUGACAUUUCGGUAGCAUAAUAGCCUGCAAGUAAGCUCUCCGGGGCGCUCUGGCGAUGGGGCGGGAAAAGGAAAGAGAGCUUGAAACUACGUCUCUGGAAUUUGAAUAUCUGCAUCGAAAAAGUCGAUGCAAAACGCUGAUUGGCGGAGGCGUCAUUACCCUUGGCACGUGUUUUUCAAUGUCUGUUUGCAUUCGCGCUCGUUUCCUCUUCGUGCUGAUUAGCGAAAAUCUGAGAGUUCAAAUGACGGUUAGCCACAGGGGAAUUGGAGAUGGAAUUCAAAUUUCAGAGACCUAAUUGCAAGCUCUUCUUUCCUUUCCCACCCUGCCGCCAGAGCGUCCCGGAGAGCUUGUUCGCAGGCUAGUAGCAUAACUGAGACGAGCGCUCGGUCAAGGGCAAUUACGCUGGGAUCACUGGGCUGCGCUCGGAAGGUCCAUCAUUGUUAAUUGACUGUUCAGGGACAGAACCAACAGGCAUCGCUACUGAAUGCAGAAAGUGUGUUUUCCUUUGCAACAGAACGUAGGGGUUGCAUUCCUUUGAUAUUUAAUUGUGAAUUAAAAAGCCUAAAUAUUCUUUGGCUUUGUAUUUUUCCUUCUUUCCAGUGUCUGGGUCAGCAACAAGCGAGCAAAGCAGUUCACUCUGAACUCUUCCCAUUGGUAAGAUUUAUGGACUAUUUUAUGAAAUUACAACAGAAUGCCGGAAGGGAUCAAUCAAGGUUUUCUGGAAAACUGCCCACCUACCCCUCCCCUGAGUCAACAUAAACACUGACUUCUCACUUAAGGCAAAAUUGUGACUUAGGGGAGGGGUAGGUGGUCAGUUACCCAGAAGCCUAAAUUGAUCCAAAAUGCCCACCCUCACUGUCAGCCAAUGUUUUACAAACUAUCAUCCCCGGAAAGUAGAAAAUGAAUUGAUUUUUGUUAUUGGAUUCAAGUAUUCGGUUAGUAAACAUGAGAUUCUGACGAGUUUCAAAAAAGUACCAUUUGGCUUCUUCUUUUCAUUGGUGGACCAGAAUAGAGUGGAGAUCGUGCGUCAGGACCGAGAAACAUAAAAGAGUCUAAGAAUGGAUGUUCUAAGAAUAGAUGUCUUGAAACCUCAGUUGUCUUAUUGCUACCUGAAUCUUGUGAUACUGACUGUAUUGUGCGUGACCUCAGGUAUGCUGCAGCGUUCGCCCUGCGUCAGAGGAUGUUGCACUUCGUACAAACCUAUGAGCAUUACAUGAUGUUUGAAGUCCUGGAACCCAGCUGGCAUUUAAUGGAAAAAAGUCUGAAAACGGUGAGAUCGGUGACUUUAUCUCCGAGUGCUGAAUAGAAUUAACCACCUCUCAAGUAUCAUUUUUCACGCACAAACUUCCUCUUACUGGCUUAAGCUUGUCAUGAGCCAAUAAACCAGAGUGAGCAAUUCCCAUACUAGACCUAUGUCACGGCGUUUUCACCUCCUGGUUUAUUCUUAGAUACAUCGUAGAGCUCUCCUUAAGAUGGAGACCCCGCCCCGUCUAUGAGCGCAUUCGAAGUAUACGAUAUCAAGAAGGAAAACAAACCUUCAUUAAAAGGUUAAAAUACUAUUUUUGGGUCUCUGGGGUUCGCUGACAGUUUUGUUCUAAAAAUUAACUGGUCACUGAAAACGCCGUGACACGAGUACAUGGAAGAUGCUCGCUCCGGGCCAUUGGCUCCUGGCUUGUUUGGAAUGGUAAGUUUCAUUGUUCAUAAAUGAAUUGCUUACCGAAGGUGGUUGAGGAAGGUCUAAUUUGGUAAAAGCCGAGAGGUUCGACGAAUCCGGCGAUUUGUCCAGUUUAAUGUUUCAUUUCCUUCACAGGUAACAAACAUCGAUGGCGUCCUGGAGAAUCAUAAUGACUUCUUGGACCGCUGUCUUAAAGACUGCAUGCUCACAAACCCCGAGUUACUAAAGGUGAAGUAAGCUAACACUAACAGUUACUUCUCACUUAGGGCAAAAUGUUGGCUUAGGGGAGGGGUAGGUGGGCAGUUUCCCAGAAACCUAAAUCGAACCAGUCCAUCUUAUGAAGGUAUCCUGCUUACGGAGUGGCCAGGGGAUGGCAAGGACCAGCUAAAGGUGGUGUCCGUCUUAUAGGGGUGUACUUUAAGAGAAAUGUAACUACUUAACGAUCUGAGAACAACGUCUUCAAUGUUUCUAUAUGCAGUCAGGCAAUCACCAUAAUUGGCUAAAGGGGAGUACAUAAAGGGUUUGACAAGCGGCAAUUUCAACAGUUUCCUCGGGUUCAGGGUUGGUUGCACACACUAGUGGUUACUGGAAUCAAAGAAAGAUCUGUGUAAAUCAUCCUUUGAUGAUCGAGGUCGGUCGCAGCAAUCCCUUCUUAUGCUUCCUAGUGAAUAUAUGUCAAAAUCACCCAUGGUGUAUGCGUUUUCCUUCCCGUAUGCUGCCUUUUUUGAGAGUCUUGUUUGAUUGACAUAACUAAAUAACAGAAAGCACGUGACGAGAGGAGAAUAGCUUCACUAAUCUAUUCGCGUUGCUUGUUUGCGUUCGCACGAAUUUCCGACCUUUCGCUUAGUCACUCGAAAAUUUUCUCUUCGGUACAUUUCCUCCUUUUUGCCGUUUUCACGAAAUGUCAUUGCAGGGUGAUGCCAAGCACAGUGUCAUGAAUAACUGGGGGCUUAAAUGUACCUGACCUACGUUAACGCAAAUCGUGAUAAUUGUUUUAGGUUGUGAGUAAAUUGAUGCUGGUGUGUGUAACAUUCACAAAUUGUAUGCAGGUGAGUUUGAUUUCUAUUUAUUUAUUUCGAUUUAUUUUAGAUUUAGAUUUAGAACACUUUGACCACUUAACACAACAGAUAUGGGCUUCAACUUACGUGUUACCUAAAGUUAGCUAUUAGUUAGGCGUGGUCACUACCAGAGAUUGUUACGUCCCUAGUGCUUCUUUCACGUCCCACAAGAGUGCUGUGAGACGAGGUCUGUGAAACUGUGAGUUAAAACGCGGGACGAUUAUGUUAUUACUCUGAAGUUGUACGCAGUGCAAGGUUUAUUUGCCUCCUCCAAUACUUGUUUAUUCUCGUGUGAACAGUCGUAAAAGAAUAAACAGACCCGUGUGGACACAGUGCGGCAGUUUCUGAACAUGUGUCGCCAUUUCUUUAUUUCAGCGGUUCACUCAAAGUGCCAGUGUAGAAUCACAGGAGACCGAUGCCCCUGGUGUGAGUCCAAUGAACAAGAGAGGUCCCCCACCAGGAGAACAGGAGAAAAAGAAAACUACUUUCAAGGUUCACCGUCGUUCGUCUGUCUUAGUUUUUUAUUUUUGUAUGCGUUUGUUUGUUUGUUUGCUUGGUUUGGGUGUCAACAGUUCAAGUAGAGGUCGGAAAUUACACUGUGCAGGUCCUUGACCAAGAAACUUUGCUAAGAGAUUUAUCUAAAUAUCGUGCAAAUUCAUACGUCCUCAGUUCGUCAGCUUUUUUGCCUGACAAGGAUCUGUCUCAGACUUCCGAAAGUUCCACUGCGAGGUCAUGUUUCCUAUUUAAGGUUAAGAUUCUUACUUUAGAAUUCGUUUCACUGUGCUUGCCGAUCCAGUAAGAACUUUCACAGUCCCUUAUUUUCUCGUGCGAUUCUCGUGUUCGAUCGCUGAGUUCGAGAGGCGGCCGUCAAUAUUUUAUGUGGCGAGCGAAAUCUGACUUCUGAGGAGAACUAAAAAAUUACCCAUGGUAUUUGGGGAGGGAUGUUUUACUCUUCUUGUAUUUCUCUCGCGUAUGAAGUCUCAGUGACGAACUUUUGAUCUUUACUUUUGCCCCGAAAAAAGGUUUAAGGGCUGUGAACAGUCUAUGGCUCAGUGAAAUAGGUUUGAUGUUUUUUUGGUGUGUGUAUAGGUUGUGUCUGAUCAUGUAGAUCAAAUGAUCAGUGGAGAAGACUUUGAGCGCACCAUCCAGAAUUUUGAUAGCAACUUUGCGCUUCAUUUAAUGGAUCUACUGGAGAAACUGAGUCAUUACUCUACAAUCGACUGUGAACACCAGAUGCUGAAUAUUAUUGCUCGGCUGGACCACAAUGGAUAUUACACUGCACAACUGGAAAAGAGAGCAGCCGGCCAAGGUAUGUAGUCAUCACACGUGUAUGUGUAUCUUACCUUAGUCAUCGCCUUCGGACGCGAGCAUCGUACAGGUGGCUGAAGAAGGUCGACUCGCUUUCUUGUUCAUAUCCUUCAAAAACAGCCGCCAUUUCGCAACGACACCACUGGUUUCCCUGCAAAAUGACGUCUGAGAGCUUUUUUGUAUUACCUGCUCAUGUAAAAGUACCAUUUUUAUAGUGGCUAAUUCGCUUAAGUGAUGUAUACGUUUUGUACUCGUAACCAGGGGUACUUACUUUUAUACAUUGGAAAACCGGAAAUUCCGGUUAGAAAAUCAAAUGUUUCUUGCCAUUCCAUUUGGGAAGCUUUAGAAAAUAUGACCUGUGAUGUGAGCUGAUGAAAUUCUCCUACUCUAUGUAGUCUGUUCAGUUGAUCUAGCUAUGCUUUGUAGCGGGUCGUUCUUCCACCACUUCAAAUAAUUUCAGUGGUUUUAUGUUUCUGCGCCAUAUUUUCACCCGGAUGGUUUUUGUAACUGGUAAGCAUCUUAGGUAACUUUUUUUAAUUAUUAUUUUAAUAGAUACCAGUGGACCCCCAACGCCUAAGACCCCGACUAAAUCCUCCUCGUCUUUAUCAGCUGCAGCCGAGAAUCAGAUGCGGUCAGCGGCUUCAUUAGAUCAGCUCCCAGACUCCAGUCGCGCGCUCAAGUAUUCACUAAAACCCCCUUCCCUACCUGACAUGUCGGACGGUAAAGGAACGAAGAAGUAAACUGGCAGACAAACGGCGUCACUAUAUCUCAACACGAGCUGCAUGUGGAAUAGAGACAUAAGAGUUCGAUUCGAGAUACCCAGGGCGGGUGGCGGUAUGCAGGAAACCCUGGGGUUUGUUUCUUUGUUUUUUUAUCUUGAAACAAGAGUUGAUGUAAAUAAUUCAAGAGAGUUAUGGGGGUAGGGCUAAAGUAAAAUAAGAAAAAGGGGGAAAGAAAUGGCUUACGCUUACCAAAGCAGCAGAGGUGAACGUUAUCCACAAGACAAAUCACUGCCAUAUCUUGUACAACUAGGGCUUUAUUUUUUUUUUGGCUGCUGCUUUCUUCCACAUAAACCUCUCUUAAGUGGACUUCUAUCCUAAGGG